GUUUUUAUUGCUGCUUUUAUUUCUUAUAAUACAUGUUUUAUUGCAGUACGGUUUGAAUUCUAAAUACCUCCUCUUCUUUUUUUUGCAAGCCCUUGAAGAAGGAAGCUUGGGCAUAGCAUGAGGUUUGCACGAGGGUCAAAGCAUCCAGGGUCGCAGACAACUCAGUUCGACUCAAGAGUAGACCCAUUGGCAUUAAUGAACCUCAGUUAGUCCUGUCCGUUAACAUCAAUGGGUCCACUCUGGAGUAGGCCUAGCAUAGGCUACAACCCCAACUCAUGGAAGGGCUGGCUAACUUCACUCGGAGAGCUGUGAAGUUACUGCCAGUAUCAUGGCCGGCUCUAUCCACCAAAAGAGUGAGUGUCCUUCCGGUUUUCCGGGGCCCGCUCCCGUGGAGAGGGGCGACAGGCAAUCCCACGCGGUUGUGGAGAGCAAAGCGGGUGGGCGCGGGCACGUGGCCGAGGGCGGCGGCUGACCCUUCCCCGCUUCUCCCGCUCGCGGCUGCUGCUGCUGCUUCUUGGGCUUCUGCUGGGCGUGGGCCCCGCGCUCCGCUCCUGCCUUUCUCCUCUGCUGGCUCCCGGCAUUGAUCGACGCCCCACCCAGGGAGUCUUCAACUCUUGACGCCUGCGGGAGCCACUUCGGAUCCGCCGCUCGAGCCAGCUCCACCCCUUUGGGUUGACUCGCCGGCGCUGCGGGUUGGAGAGAGUUAGAGAGGGGAGGAGAAGCCGGGCAGCCCCUCGCUCCUCAGCCAGCCACGGGAGAGGGAGACACCAGCCGCAGGCAACGGACACCCCGUGGGGGACUGCGAGGAUCUGACCCCCAGAAUUUAGCCGGAUCUUACCCUCCAUCGGUACUGGCGGCGAGACUCCGGAGAGGCGCUUCCCCCUCCCCAGUACCCGGCUCGGAGCGCCCCCCUUCGACGGCAGCGGCGGCAAGGAAAGAGAGGGUCGUCCCGAGCUGGAGAAGCAGGUGAGUUUCGCUGCGUUUUCCCUUCCGCGCCGUCUGUGGUUGGAGAUGUGUCGCUAGACUAGAGCGCCCUUGCAACUUUGCAGGCGGGUUCGGGCUGAUCCGGGCCAAGCUGGAGCGAGGACUUUCCUGUGUUGUGACAUUAGAUUGCGCUUCGCGGAAGAUCUUCUCUGCAGCCCCGUAGUCCUCAUGGAGGAGAAGCUGAGGCGAGAAAGGCAGUUGUUCCCACAAGUUGCUUGCCAGGAAAUGUUUAGUUUGCGGGAAUCGUACUCACGCAGAGAGUGUGGACUGCACCUCAUUUGACCCUCUUUCUGCCCUUGGCAGGCAUCGCCAGGUCACAGCAGAAUCACUCCACACUCAGAUGAACUCUUUAAUGAUCAUCUCGAUGGCACAGGCAAAGGGGUGGUGAUAAAGGAUGCCCCCGUUUGGUUUUGGUAAGGUAGUGUAUGCAGAAGACUCUGACUCCUUAGAAGAGUCUAAGGAAUAUAUGAGACCCGGAAGAGAGUUCAGCUCUUGUAAAAUGAUUAUGAAUCUACACAGUUGUGAACUGGAAGAAAGGUUAAGGUCAUUCAUUGUCCUCGCCUUUACACCCAGACAAAACAUUUCCAACAUGUAAGGUUUGAAGGAGCUGGCAUUAAAACAAGGGCUCUUGAAUUUUGUAGCCCUGAAAGGGGGACAGUAGAAGGUACAACUAGAAAGCCAUACUCCCUGCAAAUUAAUGCAUUACUUCUGAAAGAGCAGUAGGGAUUUUUUUGGGUAUCCACUGUGGCCGAGAGGAAGAGGACCAGGUCUCCUCCUGCUGGUGACUCACCACCAGCCAUUGGCUGUCAUCACAUGGAAGAAAAGAUGGAAAAGGCAAAGUUGAACACUCUCUAUUCUCGUGCAAUCAGUCUCUGACUGCAGCUCUAAAUGUGCACUAAGUUCUUAGAAGCCUUUUUUUAGGAGAAUGACUGUAUAUUUCUGGAGUCAGCACUUCUCUCUGCAAAGCCACUGGAGCCAGCCUCAGUGGAAGGAGGCCAGACCCCUGCGGGAGAAGACGGGCAUAUUAUUUUGGGAAGGGGGUUUGGAGGGAUAUAGAAUUUGCUUCCUUCCUCUCCUUGUGUUAGCAUUAUAUUUAAUUUUCUGUAUCAUUAUAAACUCGGAAGACCUGGCAUUAGAAACUGAUGUGGCAUUGCUGGGUCAAAAUCAGUUACAGUUGUUAUUAUAGUAGCUUUCCUGGGUUAUAACUUUCAUAUGUGAUUGGUGCAUAGAGCUAUUGGGAAAAGACAGAUAUGUUGAGUCUGAGGGGUGUUUGAGUCGGGAUCCACCCUAUUCCUGCAAGUUGUUUGAACUUUUUAAAAUACUGAUUUUUUAAUUAUUGUAACCCACCCUGGGACCUCCUGGUGAAGGACUAGUAAUAAAUGUAAUAAUAAAUAUGUAAAUAAAUAAACAAACCAUCUAGUGCAACAUUCUUCUGAACCAGAUCUUCUUCAUAGAAACUUAGAAUUGUAGAAGUGGAAGGGACACCAAGGAUCAUCUAGUCCAACGCCCUGCAAUUCAGGAAUUUCAUCAAAUAGGAAAUUCAGAACAUCCUCAUGAGAUGGCUUGUCCGAGCCUUUGUAAUUGGUUCCAUUGUCAAAACUGCUCCCAAUGGUGCUCCUCUGGGGGCUGCUAGUGGGGGCGCAACACACACACCUUUUUUUUACCUGCUAUUUGUGCAAGUCUGGUCUAUCAGAAAACAUGUAUCUCGUUUUUUUUUAAUGGCUGCAUGCACAGGCAAACAAAUACCUGCGGUCAUGCACACAGCGGACUUCAGGUUUCUAGAAAUUAGGGAAUGUGAGGAAGUACUAAUUGAAGGGAUAGCAGCACACGGUGCAAAUAUAUCCCACCAAGCACUGCCCACUAGUGUGGAUGGGGAACAUUGAUUCAAUUGAAAAUGUGUGGGCAGAUAUGCACAAAUGCGCACAUGAAGAAUCAGAUCUGUCUGGCCUAUAUGCACUCUGGUGCAUACACAGCCUGAGAGCUCUUAAGUAUUUGAAGAGUGCUACCAUGACACACACACACACUGUCACCCCUCAGUCUUUUCUUCUCAAUGCUAAAUGUACCUGGUUCCUUCAACUUUUCCUUCUAGGACUUAUUUUUUCAUGCCACUGACUCUCUUCACUGCCCUCCUUUGAACCCUUUCCAGUUUGCCUAUACAGUAUUCUUCUUAGAAAUGGACACUGUACUCCAGGUGAGGUCUUAUUCUUGCAGGUGAGGUCCUACUAGUGCAGAAUGUAACAGAAAUAUUACAUCUUGUGACUUGUAUGCUAUAGCUCUGUUAAUGCAGUCACCUUAGUCUCUAUUUGCAACUACAUACAUGUUCAGCUCAUGGAAUCAGCUACAAUUCUGAGAUCUUUUUCAUAUAUGCUACUGCUGAGCCAAGGAUCUCCCAUCCAGUACCUCUGGAAUUGGGUUUAGGGUUGCUGUCGUUUCUGCCCAAAUGCAGAACAUCUCAUUUGUCUCUGUUGAUCUUUGCUUUGUUAGUUUUGGUUUCCUGUGUGUUUGGAUUUUUUAUUUUAUUUUCUGCGCAUUUUAAAUUUAUACCCUUAUGAAUUAAACAGCUAAAGGAUCUACUCAUGUUUAAUUUCAGCUAGUAUAAAAAGGCUAAGCAUGGGUUUAGGCUGCUUGCAUCAAGAUUUCUUCAUGCACUAGCAAACUCCAGUUCAGUCUCCUUAUGCCUAAUAUGGGCAAGUUCAUGGGGUCCACAGGGUGCUCCUUUAUAACGCAGAGCAUUGCAUAACAGAAGCUGAGUCGGUGCUGCAUAGUUUGUUCUGCUCCCAAGAUUUGCUGCAGGGCACCUCCUUUUUAUCUCUGGAGAGGAUGGAGGCGGGAGCAUUGCCUUACCAGCUGACUUGUGUUCUCCUUGUCACCCAGUCCAUGUACAGUAAUAAACUUUUAGAGGCUUCAAGCAGUUUCUCUGGCUUUGCUCCCUUCCCUGGCAGUAUCAUAGCAUCAAGUCUUUUAAAACAGCAGUGUGUAGAUUUCAAACUGAGUUGCAGAGAAAAUAAAUCUCUCUUCCCAUUAGUGAUGGUGAUUUGAAAAGAAGCAUCACUGAUAGAAAUGUAAGCCCUGGCACUAUAGGGCUGCUUCGCAUGGCAUGUUAAACAAAACCUUGGUUUAGCAGGACUAUUCAAGCUUGUGGGAUUUGGGGGAGGAACUCAUAGGUGCUUUGCUGCUCCCUGUGUUGAGCAGGGCUAAGAGGUGGGAAACUUGCAGCCGCCUAGAGGAUCUAGCUGGCCCAUGAGGCCAUUUUCCCCAAACCAUGUCCAUGUGUCCAUCAGAUUAUGUCACUGGGUGAUGUCAGCUGAUUGGUGGGGACAUGGCUCAAUUCUGCUGGAUGCUGCAGACCCCUGCAGCCAGCAGAAUUGAACCCUUCACUCACCAGCUGCUGGACGCUGCGUUUUGAGAGUGCUCCCUGAGAGGACUGCACUAGCAAAGCAGACUCUUGUUCCAUCCAUGCUGCUCGGGUGGGUGUCAUGAUGUCAUAUGAUUGACAGUUGGCCAGCAGGGGUGAUGGGAAUUAGAGAUCAGACCCACCAGGCCAAAAACAUUGUGGUUUAGCCACGAGGACCAGGAAAAUGCAAAACUGCAGCAAGCUGCUCUGCAGGAACCUAUAGGGUCUUGCUAAGCCAAGGUUUGGCUCACAGUGUCCUAUGAACCAGGGCAAUGCAGUGGUGAACCUCAGGGUUUCAAAUUUCAAUGCUGCCUUGUGUGGUGCCAAAAUUUGGCACCCUUGACCUCUUGCUUUCCAUUCUACAUCAUAGUUGUAGUGACCCCUGCUGACCCCCCCAAGGCUCCGCGCCCAGAGUGGCCAAACAGGUCGUGUUCCCCUAAAUUUGCCUUUGACCAUAACUUUGGAGGGGUCGUUCUGUUAUCAGCAUAAGAUCUGCCAAUUAGGACAUGUUGAAUUUGUCAGAAUGUUACUGGGAAUGAUACCAAAGUUCCGUCUUUCUACAGACCUCAGGAAUGUCACAGAAAGGUCCAAGGAAGGGCAAAUCACAGUAGUCUGAAAGCUGGAGUUGCUUAUGCAUGCAACUGUGUCUUAUUUUUGGUACAGAAGAGACAUGGCUGUAGUAGAUAUUUUGGCCUUCAGGGUUCAGAAAAUAUGUCAGCCUACCCUAUUCCAAGAACAUCUUCCAGUCAAAGUCUUGUAAAUAUGAAGAAAACAUAUUAUUCCUAGAAUGUUGCACUCUGUCUGUCUGUCUGUCUGAAAUAGUUGUACUGCUUAGCAGUCACAAUUCCCUUCUCUAGACCAGGGAUGGAGAAUCUGUGGUGCUAGUUCAGCAACAUCUGGUUUAGAGAAGGGAAUUCCAGCAACACCUGGAGAGUCCGAGGUUCCCCAUCCUUCUUUCAGAGGCAGUGAUAAACAGGGACAUAGACUGUGUCCAAAUUUUUUGCCAUCAUGAUAAAUAGAAUGCCUCUAGAGGGCAGUGAUGGAUGUCAGAAACAUGACUAAACAGCUGCCAAUAGGGGACAUGUCUGUUAUGGAUGUGUACAGCUAAGCCAGCAAAAGAGAUGGCCACCCUUGUUCUAGCUGCAGUAAAAGAAGAGGAAGAGAGGAACAUGUGUAGGAAGGGAGAAUUUGUAUGACAGGCCUGGACUUCACUGAAUUUCACAUCAAAUGCAACUGUCCCAACAUCUUCCAUUCUUGUUUAGGGAGUGCUGAACAAUGUAAGGAGAGAUUUGUACACUGCCAACAAUUGGCAACUUAGAGGCGUUUCUGCCAACUGAGUGUAUAUGAAUUUUGAUGAAUAAAGUAACAAAGAUAGCCAAGAAACAAAGAAAGCUACAUACAGGUUACUGGAGAAGAAGGGUGGAGCAUAAUUCCACAGAAUCAUAGAAUUGUAGGGUUGCAGGGUGCACCAAGAGUCAUCUAGUUUAACCCCCUGCAAUGCAAUGCAAGCUGGAUCCAUUGUCGGGACUGGCAGGGCUCUGGUGAGUGUGCGGCAGAGGUAAGGAGGCUGGAGGCUGACCCAGCAAAGGGCACCAGCAAUUUAUGGGGUUUUGUGCCACCCACAAGGCAGGAGCCAGGGCUGGAGGAACAGGAAGAGUCUGAGUAGUCAAGAGAUGGAGGAUGAGGCACAGGACAUGUUGGAAGCAGAAGCUGUUCAGGUGAGAGGCAAGAAGUAAAGUUACAGGAAACUAGGCAGAGGACCAUCUCAGUAGUGGCAAUCACCCUGUGGAACGCCCUCCCAUAAGAUGUCAAGGAGUUAACAACUAUGUGACUUUUAGAAGACCUGUGAAGGCAGCCCUAUAUAGAGAAGUUUUUAAUGUUUGAUGUUUUACUAUGGUUUUAUAGUUCGCUGGAAGCCUAGUCAGAUGGGCAGGGUAUUACUACUACUAAUAAUGAGUGGAAUGACACUGACUGUUAAGGCUAACACCAAUGUUUCUCAGGGGUCUUUUCCUUCCUGCUUACUUUCUUUCACCAGCAAAUGAAUUCAGUUCAAGUAGGGAAGUAAAUAUUAUUAGUUAUUUUCUCCUUCUGUAAAACCGAUUUGUUAUUGUCAGAGCCAUGCUAAAAUCAUCAAUAUUCUGUGUCAAGAGAACCCACAUUCUCUCCACUAAGAACAAGCAAAUUCUGCAAUCUAUAAAAAUUAGGCAGAUUUUUGCCUAUUUUAUAAAAGGGAGUGAAAUGAUGUCAUGUAUGACCUAGUUCAUGUUCUUGCAUUGGGGGGUGGACUUGAUGACGCUCAGGAUCCCUUCCAACUCUACAAUUCUAUGAUUCCAUAUGUCCUUACCCUAUACUACAAAUCAUUAGGCACUAUACAAGCUUAUUCAAAAGCAAACCCCACUUCAUUCAUGGGAGCUCUGUUCAGUAUGCUCUGGAUUGCAGCCUUAGCCACAGAUCUGGCUCAUGGUGUUUCCCCACAUACUGUAUUACUUUCAAGUUUUUAUCUGCAGCUCUGCAGAGCUGCUGCAAAGUGGCCAAGAGAAAUGGGCUGUGAAGUUCCUGGUUCAUUAGCAACUUACAGCCAGCUUGCGUGGCGAGUUCCCGCCCCCCACCAGGAUAAAUAAAGACACGAGACACCAUAGCUUAAGGUUAAAUGGGCGAAUUAGGCCACAACUUUAUUGAAUUCAGGAAUGAGAGGCAUUGGCUUAGGCAUUGGUCCUAACGACUAUCCGGCUCCAGCCCAUUUGCUGGAGACACGGGGAAGGGUUAACACUAUAUCGGGGGAGUCUCCUGCCAAGGCACGUCGACUAGGAGCUCCCCCGGGUCACCGCUCAGGGGCGUGUCUUUGGCCCACACCUCCAUAACGUGGGGGCUAGCCGGCGAAAAGAGGGCGAGCCCCCUCCGUGCUGGCCCUAAAUAGGGCAGACCCCCUGCUCUCGCGGGGGCUGAAACCAGCCCCCGCUCACGUGGGGGGUGGGCGUGAAGCCCGCAACCCCACCUCCUGGGCAGGCCGGAAGUGGCUUUGCUAACUUGCUUAUUCUGUUAAUGGAAAGAUGUGGAAUUGGGCACCUAAGAGGAACUUGCACCAAAUGGUGUAUGCAUAUUGAGCUCUGCAAUACGUUUGAUCUGAGCUGUGAUUCAUUGUGCCAAAUUUCCAAAUCAAACAGAGGAGUCUUGCAGUUUGGUCUCUACUGGGUUAAUGUUUUUGAGCACAUAAACAUGUUUUGCCUGCCCUCAUACUGUAAGGCAGAGGUGGGUUGACUUGUAUGGUUUAUGUUGUUGUUGUUGUUGUUGUUGUUUAAUUAGAAUUGCCAUGGUCCUCCAGUAUGUCUAAAGUUUACAAAGCAAUAUGGUGUCAUCAGGUGCUCUCAACUGCUGCAAAGGAGUCACUAAUUGUAACACCAAACCCCUUCUCCCUUGUUCCCUGCUGCGGCCACUAGCAUCCUUUGCAUACCUGCUUAUGCAUGUAAGUCCACCUAGCUUUUUUGCAAGAAUCCCAGCAGCCACUGAAGAAUGCCCAGUGAUCCUGCCAUUAUUUGCCCCAGUUAUAAGAAGCAUUCUAACUUGUCUUCCAGACUGAUAAUAGGAGUCUAUUGCUUUGGACUCUUCCCUGGAAUAAUUACGCAUGCCUUCCCAUUUCAAGGGCAGCUGCCUUUUGCAGCCCAAUGAAUAUGGGGAUUCUCACUACAAAGCAAAAAGAGGUGCCCCCUUGCCCAGCGGCACAGAGUGGCGUGCCCCCCCCCUUCUUGCUCUGCUUCUAUUUUGCUGCAGUGCAGUGACUUUAAUAUGUUCUAAUUAGGCAUCUGCUGGGAGGGAAGACUGGCUCCUCCAGCAAUCACUGCAACAAAGCCCUUCCCUGCUGGGGUGGUGAGAAUGCUCUGUUUGGAAAAGUUUUGGCUUUGGCUAGGACUGCAAGGAAUUCUUGCUCAUAAGAAAGACAUGGUUCACUUCCAGGCCCCAGAAAUCCAGUCUGGGCAAUCCUACCUGAGUGUGCAAGUCUUUGGAGAGCCCACUGCAUAUUCUCCAAGACAAUCUCCCCAACAAAGUUUCAGCAGGAGCUGCGGCCAGGUCCUUUUUUAAUGCAACCCCCAUCCCAGGUAAACCAUAGUACAACAAACAACUUUGUGAGGGGAUGGAGCUUUCUUUUUUUUCUUUUCUUUUUCACUUUCUCCUAUGCAACUUAACCAACUCCCUGGAAAGGGAGCUCUGUGCUCUCACCUGAUGUCUGAGCAGUGUUCACUAGCUGACCCACCAACCAUGGAGCAGUCACCAGAAAAUCGCCCUCCCUGCCUUACAGCUGGGCUCAAACGACAUCUCCGUAAUUGCUUUAGGAAUCUGGCAUCGCUUAAUUGCCAGAGAUGCAGGGGAAUAAUUGCAGAAGACAAAUGGGCUCAGAGGUGGCCAUGUCUUGAUGAAAAGAACAGGCUGGGGAAGAUUCAUUCAGGGAAAAUGUUAAAAAAGGAUUGAAGUAAAUAGAAAGACAUGGGAAAAAACGGGGAAGGGGCAGAAUUCACUCUCUUUGCUGGGAGCUUGGCUGGCAGCCUUGCUUUUCACACAGGGAGGAAAGCACUGUAGUUUUGCUUUUGGCUUUUACACAGUGGAUUACAUUAACCUUGGAGACAUCUGUGCAAUCCCAAUGACUGGGCUUGGCCUAAGAAGAGAGCUGAGCUGGACCUUGUCUAUAUAUUGUGCCCAAAUGUUGUGCUGAUGAGUCAUAGGUGCGAGUCAAAGACCUAACAGCAACAACACAUUUGCAACCUUUCAAUCAAUAACGGCCUAGAAAAGAUAUAGCCCAAGGAUGUGACCCUCCAGAUGUUGUUAGAUUACAACUCCCAUCAUGCUUCUGACCAGUGGCCAUGCUGGCUGGGGCCAGUGGGAGCUGGAAUCCAACAACAUCUGGAAGACCACUGGCUUACCACCCCUGAUGUAGCCAUUGCUUUCAGAGCAGUAAUUCAGAUACCAGCUACCAAGACUCUAGACAAGCAGCUUCCCUUGGCUUUGAUCAACUAGGAAACCCUGAUCAUCUACUGGGGGGCUCAGAGCAAGGCAGGGGGAAGAUAGGGCACUCUCUAUAGGUGUCCUGUUAACACUCAUAGGUCAGUAGCAGAGCACAUGCCUUGCACAUAGUAGGCUCACUGAUGUGAAAUUGUCAACCACCACAAAGCAGGAAAGAUCCCUGUCAAGACUCUGAGAGACUGGUUUCCAGACACAUCAGUAAUCAAGAGUUUGUGGUAUAUGUCUAGCUCCUAAUUGUACUGUUGACUCGGAACAACAGCAACUCUCCAGGGAUUCAGGCAGCCUCUUCUAGCCCUUCCUGGAGACACCAGGGGUUGAACCCGGGAUCUUCUGCAUGUAAAGAGGAUGCACUACCACUGAGCAUUGGCCCUUUCCCAAAGCACUUGGGGGCUUGAGCAAACCAAUUAUCUCCACCCCAACCCCAGUUUCCUUAACUGUUCCCCCCUUCAGCUGACACACCACCAUCUUUAUGAGAUGGAAGCUUACUUGUUCUGGUCACUUUGGUGGGUGGGGGUUUAAAUUUCAGUUACCUUUUAAUGUAAGGUAAGUCCUCCAAGUAUAUAGAAAGUACCGUCUCAGCUUGGGGUUGCCUCAUUUCUCUCCCAAUCUGGUGGGCCCUCAAUCACCAAAGUUUGCUCUUAGACAGGAUUAUGGCAUUACUGGACUAGACUGACCAUUGGUCUGACCAGGGGUGGUAUAAGAUCUCACCCAAAAAAAUUUCAUGUGCGUUCUUGACAAUUUGCACUCAUGAGGACAUCAGGGCAGUUAUACACGAUCACACUUUCAACACUGUUUGCAUGUGCAAUAGGUUUGGGACAGAUGUGCUGCUUCAUUUCCAAUCAGUGUAUGUCCUGUAACUUCCUGCUGAAAUCCUGUAACUUUCUAGACCACAAAUGUUAUUGGGUUGCUGUUGUUUUGUCCCACUCCUGUUGCGCUGUAGAGCAAGAGUGCCCUUCCAAAAAACCAAAACAUAUAAUAACUUGGGGGAAGCAUUGCAGAACAACAAAUAAUGUGAAAUGAUGUGCAGAUGGUUCAGCACAACCGCUAAAGCAAUUUUACUGCAUCCAUGUCAUGUUGCAGAAUAUACCCACAAAAGACAAACACCAGUCUAGAGGGAUGCUAGGUCUUAGGGAUUAGUUUAUUCUUGAAGGUGAAGACUGCAGGUGGCUCUCAGGAGUCAAGGGAGAACAGCCUUUUCUUGCUUCUUUAACAGCCAGCCGUUCCACCCAAAGUGCUGCCUCUGACCUUUGUAUGGCUGUGUCAAAGCAGUGUGUGAAAGAGGCCAGGAUAUUAAUUUCAUUUACUGGCUUCCUAUUGUUUGCUUUUCUCUUUGUCACUGUACGCUUCCCACCCAACCCUCCUCCCUACAUUUGGCAUUCUUUUCCUUGCUCUCUUGCACUCUUCUCUUCUUUUCUCCUUUUAAAGGCCUCUUAAUUUGUUUCUCUGCUUGCCUUCCUGCCUUAAAUGUUUCUCCGCUUUAUUUGUACACAUAGACGCACACAGGCGGAAAAUUCCAUUAACUUGUAACAGUGAUUUUCUGCUUUUCAAAGGAGCAGUGCUUCUUUAUGCAUAAUGUAUCAUCCAUGCACAUUAUGCCAUUCUGGGCCCUAGCCUGACCCCUAGACUCCUCCCAUGAAGCCCCAACACCAUCCAUAGCCCAAGGGAAGCCCAAGAAGUGCUGCUGGUCCCAGCACUGAUCAGAAAGAUCUUAGCAUUCAGGUGGGAACCUGACCAGGCCUGUCUCCAGAGACUGCCCUGGAAGAAACCUUGAGGUGGGUCUCCAACAACUGCAGCAGAAGAGCCACCUUCUGAGUCAGCAGGAGAGGCUGAAGUGCCUCCCAGAAAUCCCAGGCGCCUACCCAGAGAAGGAGAAUGUGUGCCUGAAAGCCCCAAAUAUUGGAACUACUUGUGAGUAAUGGUCUACCCUACUUGACAGUAAUCCCUUCUCUUCCUGGAGAGCAGGGUUAAGCACUUGCAGUUGGUCCUGGGUGGGGUCUAGGAGGCCAGACUGUGUAAGCCAGGCACCCCCAAACUUGGCCCUCCAGCAUGAUCCCUGACCACUGGUCCUGUUAGCGAGAGAUGAUGGGAGUUGUAGUCCCAAAACAGCUGGAGGGCCAAGUUUGGGGGUGCCUGGUGUAAACCCUUAGGUGACUGGCAUGUCUUUUGGUUCUCAGGUUCAUGAGGAGCACCAUGCUUGUUUCUGCUUGAGGGCCCUUGUGUGGAACAGUUAGGGGGCCAUAUGCCAGUGGCUGGUGAGGCUCGAAGCAAAACUGGGCAGUGAAAUGGAUAUGACUCUUACCUACUGUAAGGCUACAUUCUAGCUAUGCCAAAUUCUCUGGUUUCCCCACGCAGGCAUAGACUAUAUGUCUACUUACCUCCAUCCAGGUGGGCAAGAGGCGUUAUCACAGCCCAGGGGCAUCUUCCAACCACAUGAAAGCUCUUGCGGAGGGCUCAGAGCAGGACCCAUAGGGAGGGGCUGACCUAGGGAGGGGCAUGGUUUGGGGGAGAGAAUUCCAGGGCAUGCGUGACCACAUUUCGCUCCUGGGCCUGAGGUUCCCCAUCACUGAUGUUAUCUGUUCCGCUCUACCAUUGAAUGACCUCCUGUGCUGCUAACCUCUGGAUUUCUUCUUGAAGACCCUGUUUGCUGGAUUGCAUUUGCCUCCGGACUGCUUCAAUGUGCUUUGAGCCCAGCUACACCUGGGCUCUCCUUAUUGAAUUCCCUUUGAUCCUGACCUGUUCUGUUGUGUUUCUCACAUUAGUCUGCUGUUGACCUGUUUGUGGUUUACACCAGCCGAUGCCCCAAACUGUGUCCUGACCUGGUUGGAGCAGGACACCUUGUCAUCUCUGUUGUCUGGCAUUUCCCCCCAGUCAAGACUAGGAUUGUCAAGCUUCAGGGAGGGCUGUCUAAUUACCUGUGUUAGGUGUAGUUUAUUUUAAACCACUACGCUAAUAUUCUAUUUUGUGGGAUUCCUUUCUCCUGGAGGCUCACCAGAAUCCUAGACUGACCAAUUGUUAAAUUUUUGGAAGUAGUGUCAGAACUUGCUGCUUCAGGAAGUAUUUUGUGGCUAGCUUUAAGUGGGCAUCGGGUAAAUGUGUGGGUUUAAAGCAAACCUUUAGUUCUAUGUGUUGAGUAGCACAGGAAGCUGGCAGCAGGGGCGGCAACAGCAUUUCUUUGUUUACACUAUUUAAAUGCUAACCAAUAACGUAAGUUCUCUAGGCAGCUUCCCAUAACAAUUACAACAAGUAAGUAUUAAACAAGAUUAUAAAUGCAUGAAAAAGAAAACAUCGGGAAAUCAAAUCAGUGCAACAAAGCUCAGAGCAUACUAAAAUGUCACAAAUCUUUUAGACGCCAAGAAUAUCCCAAACAUUCUAUUUUGUCAUGUACGAUCUAGUUGAGAUUUCUGCACUGCUGGGGGUUGAACUAGAUGACCCUUGGGGUCCCUUCCAACUCUACAAUUCUAUGACCUAAAAACCCCUAAAAGGUUUUAAGAUUGGAAAACCUAGGAAAUAUUGUUAAAGUCUUUGCCUGGUACUAAAAGGACCAUAAUAUACAUAGGUGCCAGGCAAGCCUCUCUAGGGAGGGCAUUCCACAGUGGGUGUGCCACCACUGAAAAGGUGCUAUCCUUUGUACCUGCCAAACCUCAUUUGGUGGGUGCUGCUGAAGAAGAGUCGCAGAUGAUCUCAAAGUCCAGGCAGGUCUAGAUUGGAGGAGAUGAUCCUUCAGGUAACGCGGCUAGUUGAAGGCCAUUUUAGAAUCCCACUUUCUUGCUUUUAUAUACAGUGGUACCUUGGGUUAAGAACUUAAUUCGUUCUGGAGGUCCGUUCUUAACCUGAAACUGUUCUUAACCUGAGGUACCACUUUAGCUAAUGGGGCCUCCCGCUGCUGCCACGCUGCCACCACCGCACAAUUUCUGUUCUCAUCCUGAAGCAAAGUUCUUAACCCAAGGUACUAUUUCUGGGUUAGCGGAGUCUGUAACCUGAGGUGUCAGUAACCCGAGGUACCACUGUACUAGGCUACCAAGCUUUCUUCACCAUGGACCACUUGAAAACUGCUGAAGGUCUUGAUAGAUUUUUCUGCCUGUUGUAGCAAUUGUAAUGCCUUGUGCUAGGUGCUGUAUGAUUUUUAACUGUAUUUUUACAGACAAGUUGCAGACCACCUGAACAAAUCUUGCAGACCACUUGUGGUCCAUGGACCACAGUUCAGAAACCUCUGCACUAGGCAAAACUGAGGCUGUCUAUCGCAAAACCCUCCUCUCGGCUUUACAUCAUAGUUGAAUUAUCCCUAACCAUGUUAGACGUAUAUUGAACUGCACAUUAUACUUGUAUUAUUCUGUAACUACCACACAUUAGCAUGAUAUUUAAUUCCUGCAGUCAGCUCAGCCAUUCCAAAAGUAUUUAUGAAAACAUUCCUCUUCCCAACCCACGCAUUGCAUUACAGGACUAUCCACUUCUGUGACAGUGACAAUGCAGAGCAACUGAAUCUGCAUAAUCUCUUAAUAUUCUCAGAUCAGAAACAGUUGCUGCAAAGGGAUAUACUAGAUACAGAAUAAGCCACAGAAUCAUCUCCCAGUGAGGCUUAUUUGUCCCAGUCUAUUGAUAUGCAGAAUGCAUGGAGCUGCCAAGGUCUUGCAAAUGGAGAUGUUGGAGGUGGAUGGGUGAGGGGUCUGUGCUAAGCAUUGCCUUUUGGUAUCUGCUAGAGAGGGAAAGGAGAUCCUUACAGGCCGCUGAUCAGUCCAUCUGUACAGUGAGAAGUAGGUGGCAGGAAUGCCGGUCUUGUGGUGUGCCUUUAGAUUGCAGCUCUGAAACAAUUUGUUCCAGCACUGGACCUACAAUAGCCUCAGAGUUUAAUAGAGCUUUUCCCAGCUCAGAACACAGACAGCUCUAGUGCACAUAAAAUCACAGGAAGAAAUGACAGACAUAAGUGCAAUGAAGAGCUGGUACAGGUUCAGAGAGCUUCCCUCUGCAGAUGGAGCAAAUAUGGAGGGGCUGAAGAAGGUGUGGCGUCCAAAGUCAGUCACUGAUGAAACCCUUCAGCAGUACAUACACACACAUAGGAUAUAUUGACGUGCCCCCAUAGGAAGCCACCUAACAUCAGCUCAGGCUAUUUGUUCAUCUAGCUCAGUAUUGUCAGCUCUGAUAAGAAGCAGCUAUCUAAAGCCUCAGACUUUAGUCUUCCCUGAUCCCUUAAAAAAAAUAAAAUGUGGUGCCAGCAGUUGAACCUGUGAUCCAUGAAGAACAUGGGUGCUCCAUCACUAUAGUCUCUCCCAGGAGGUGGAAUAAGGAACAACAACAGCAGAAUGUUUUCUGCAGGCCCAAGGUAGGCUGCCUCUGAGGCUUCUGAACUUCAGAAGGAAAGCAUUAAUGACCAUUAUGGCUCUGCUCUGCCUUCAGCGUCAGUGGCAGUGAUGCUUCUGAAUACCAGAGCCUUGGGUCCUGCUUUCUGGUUUCCCACAGGCAUCUGGGUGGCCAAUGUGAGAACAGGAUGCUGGACUAGAUGGGCCAUUGACCAGGCUGCUGUAAUGUUCUUUGGUAUAUCUUGGUAGGAUGAAGAAGGAAUUAGGCAUUUGGGAAAACAAGACUGAAGUCAUGAUAGGAUGUGGAAGAGGAGUGUGCAUUGGUUUGUGUGUCUGGGGGGGAAGGACACUAGGCAGAUAGGAGCAAAAGGAGAGGACAUCUGUUUGAAAACUCUUAUGACUUGUAGCUUAUACACUUAGAAGGUUUCCUGCUUCUGUAAUGUCUAGCUAUAUUUGGGGGCAGAGUGAUUCCUCCUAAUACAUUAAGAUAGAUGUGGAGCAAUUGCAGUUUAUUUGUAUCUGGUUUUGUUUUCAUAUUUAUUUAUUUAGCUGUUUGCGUCCUGGUCUACCCCACCCCUAGCGAUGGUAAGGGAAGAGGUAUCCUGGGCUACCAGUUGCAAAGAGCAUCCCUGCUCAUCUCUAUUCUUCCUAUUUAAGAGCAACCUAAUCAAGAUUUUUAGCAUUAUUUUUUUCAUACUUUUUUUCCCAUAGAGUUGGAAGGAACCCUAGGGGCCAUCUAGUCCAACCCUCUGCAAUGCAAUCUGAUUAAUAGAAGGGAACCACACCAGUUUUUAACAUGCGAAAUGAAAGCAGCAUAAUUUUGUUUAAGGCAUAAAAUGCCCCAAGGGUUCUUCUGCUUCUGAGUUAGGAUGCCCUAUUUUGAUGGAUGAUGCAGUUGUAAUCAUCCAAGUUGCAUCUGCUUGAGGUGAGGCGAAAUGAAGGGAAAAGAUGGGGAGAUGCACCAAAGUUAGCCUCAAAUGUGAAUAACAGCCCCUGAGAUACUUUGACCUUGGUUGUCAUGCCAACAGAUAGCUCUUCUUCGCUGAAAAGCCAUAUUCACCCUUAGGGAUGGGUGGAGAGUUGAGUAGGUUUUUUGUCUGGGUUUAUGAGCUGCUCAUCACAAUAGGUUGCCAGAGCCCUUUGUGUGAAGCUCAAAUGCUUGGGCAUCAAGUGUCUUGGAGGCCUUGAUGCCCUUCAGAGCAGCUUGCCCUGAAUAGUUUCUCCACCCCCUCUAAACUUUCAACUGGGGCAGAAUGUUAAUGGCCCAAUCCCUCCAGCUGGAAGCAGGUUAACAAAAGCAGCCAGUAACUUUUGCCUUCCCCAAAACUGAGAUACAGAUCCUGGUGGAGGGGGUAGGGGAGACUCCUUGGCCAAAGGAUUGGACAGUUCAUUGAUCCCAAAUAAAGACCCAAGCUGGGUCAAUUGCCCUCUUUGCAAUUGCAAAAAAGUUUAUUAUUUAGUAAGAAACGAAUAGGUGUCUGGUUGCUUAGAUUAUUGAUUGAUUGAUUGAUUGAUUGAUUGACUGACUGAAUUUAUAUACAGUUAGAUGCCGUUAAGUGGACAUUCAGACUGUCACAGUUUCAGCAGGAUUCAGUUACAUGUUGGAAAAUCCAGGCUGCACAAUUGCAAUUGAUUGGGAGAUCUUGCAUAACACAACUCAUUUCCUCUAAAGACCUGGUUUAUUUGUUUUUGUAGCAAUUGGGAAAUCUUGCACAACACAGCAUGUUUCCCCUAAAGACCCGGUUUAUUUGUUUUUGUAGCAAUAAAGAAAGUGACAGGGAAAUGCACUGGGAAGUGUGGGAUAACGCUUGCUUGAUGCAACAUCAUUUAACCUUGCAGCAAACUAAUCAGGAUGAAUGUUACAUAAACACGUCAUCUGGAAGUGCCCAUAAUCUCAUUUAUACGCCUGGGUGUCAUAGUUUGCUGGAAUAUGAGAUGUUGCUUCCUUUUGUUAGCAAAAACAAAUCAUAGUUGUUCAUAGCAUCUCCUUAUCUGAAUCAUACUCUUUUCCUCUCAGGACACAGUGGAAGCCCAACUGUCCUGUAGUUUUGCCUCACCCUUCUCUCCUCUCCCCGCACCCAGAGAAAAGCUGAAUGGAGCAUUUCAUUCUUCAUUCCUGCUUUGUCACCACAUCCACUGUUGUUUGGGAUGAGGAAUGGUUUUCCUGCUCCCUUCUCCCUUUCAUAUAGAAUCUGUACACAGAACCCUUUUAUGCAGUAUUGAUGGGACUGCAUGGGAUGCUGAGCUGGCUUUCAGAGGCCAUCAGGGGACAUCUAUGAACACAACGUUAAACGUCUGUAGAUUCUGAAAGUAAAAGAAAAAUCAAAGACAACAUGGCUGGUGCUAAGCAAAUGCACAACAGAUUCCCAAAGCCACAAGUAUGAGAUCACUUCUUUAUAUGGUGUGACUGUAUUACAGUAGAAGCUGCUCUUCCUAGUCCCCUGUUGCCAACCCUAAUGAGCUAUAAGGAAGACUUAAGGCUGCAGCCCUAAACAGGUCUACUCAGGAGUAAGUCCCGUUCAGUUCAAUGGGGCUUACCCCCAGGUAAGAGGGUUUAGGAUUUAGCACUUGUUGUUUAGUGUGCUGUAGCCAUUUAUUGGACCACACUUCCAAUCUCAUUAGUGUUUGACUGGAGGCUGUGACCCUGUACCCACUUAUCUUGGAGUAAACCACAUGGAACUCAAGAGAGACAUUCUUCAGAGUGGUGUCAUUCAUUAACCUCAAAGCAGGUGUAAUGCAGGUAUCAGUUUAGAAUGUAGGACCUAAAGGCCCAUUCACAUUUAUUUAUUUUUAAAUUUUGUAUACCGCCCUAUAGCUGUAGAUCUCAGGGCAGUUCACAACAUAAAAUUGCAAUAUAAAAAACACAAAAUACAUAAUAAAAAUAAGAACAAAAGGCCUGGUUGACUUUCAACCAGUCCAUGACGAGGGCAAGACAGUGGGCCAGCACAUCCACUGCCUCACCUGCAGAUGCAAAGGAGAAGUGAAGAUGUGUGCCAUCAGCAUAUUGCUGACAACAUACUGCACACCUCUUGAUAACCCCACCCAGCGGCUUCAUGUAGAUGUUAAACAUCAUAGAGGAUAAAAUUGAACCCCAAGGAACCCCACACUGAAGGCUCCACAGGGCCAAAGAACACUCCCCAAGCAACACCUUCUGGACCCCUCCAUCCAAGUAGGACCAGAACCACUGUAAAUGCUGCCACCCACCCUUAACUCGGACAUCCUCUCAGAGGAAUACCAUGGUUGAUGGUAUCAAAAGCCACUGAGAGGUCAAGGAGGACUAACAGGGGCACAUUUUCCCUGUCUCUCUCCCGACAAGAGGUCAUCGUACAGGGCGACCAAAGCAGUUUCUGGGCCAAAACUGGGCCAAAACCCUGACUGAAAUGCCCCUAGAAAAUCCGUUUCCCCCAAGAGCGCCUGGAUCUGGUCCAUGAUCACCUACUCAAGAACCUUGCCCAGCAAAGGGAGAUUAGCAGCUGGCUGAUAAUUACUUAGAUUUUCGGAAUCCAUUCAGUUUUCCAAACCAUUUGCACAUGAAUCCUCUCACCAGAUUAUUAUAGGAGUAGAGCAUUAUGCAUCCCAUGUGAUCAGCACCUCUGCAAUCCUGUGAAUGACAAGGUUAUGAAAUCCAGGUUUCUCUUCACAGCAAAUGACCAAUCUCGCUUUCCAGUGGCAUAUUCACAUAUGUUAUCUUGGUGUGGGAAACAUCUUAUAACAAGGAAACAUAUUGUGUUUUAUAGGCACUGGGUGCCUUCUUAGAUCAGUGCAGCACUAAGCACAAAUUGCCGGGGGAGGCAGUUUAACGUUGCUGUUGUUGUUUUUGCUAGGAAACUCUGAUAAAGUGAAUCAUAGUCCAGGGAAGCUUAUACUGUAAUACAUUUGAUAGGCUUUAAGGUACCACAAGAUUCUGUUUUGUUUUGAAGUCAAGGACAUCUUACUGCUAUCCACUAGGAAAAGUAGUUCCCUACAUUCUUAUCACUGCUUUGACCAUUUGAUGGAGUGCCCAAACAGGGAAAUAGUAUUCUGUACCGAGAUCUAAGUAGGACGCCAUCUCUCUUCUAUUGAUGACCCUGACCCUGAGCCACUGACAGUGUUCACACAUUCAGUGCCAGCCCUGAGUUACUGUCUGUAAAAUCCUGGUGCUGUUCAUGUCAUGGCCACAUUGAUGAAUUAACUAAUCAAUAAACCACUCACAUACCAAAAUGGCCUUUAAGCGGUUUCUUAGCAGCCGUUUUGGCAUUCAUAUCCUUGUAUAAGUCAUUGAUUCGCCACCAAAAUAUGACAUGUAGUUCUGUACUUAAUGGUACCAAGAAGUACAGAUCUGAAACCAGAAGGUCAGAAGUGCAUCUUGAAAAUUAUGAUUAGAAGGGGCAUACCAGGGCUUUGGGCUGAGAGUUGCAUAAAGUAGCUAAAUAAAAUACAGAAAAAUACGUUUUGCCAGCAGUUGUGGAAGUCCUCCCUCCCCCCCCCCCCCAGUUUUAUACCCAUAGCAAUCCUGUGAGGUAGAUUAAGCGUAGAGAUAAUAACUGGCCCAAGGUUAUCCAGUAGCACCAUGGCUGAGUGGGGAUUAGAACCCAGGCCUCCAGGGCCACAGUCUAGCCUUCCAACCACUGUGCUACAGUGGCCUGCACCAUGGUGGAGAACUUUGGCUGCAUUUCUGGAUGUGACCUGACAAGCAGAAAGCCAGCAGGUGGGUCUGGGUGGAGAUCAGUGCUGUUUAGAUGGGUCUUUCCCUUUCCAAGGCAGACUGAGGAUUUCCCCCGCUCCUCCUUCUCCCACUUAUGCUGCAGGGGCUUGGGGGGGGGGCUGCUGUUGUAACCCGAUCUGGCAGACAAUCUCACUCUUGCUUCUCCGCCUUUCAGCUGCCAGAGGUUCAGAGUCCACCGCCUGCAGAGGAGAAGAGGCAGCUGCUGCUAUGAUCCAGGCACUGGUGCUCCUGUUGCUGGCUGGAAAUGGAGCCUCGGCUACCAGCACCAAUCCGCGUCUGAAGCUCUCCUUUCAUAGUAAGGCGGACAUCAAACCAACAGAGAGGAUGGAUGAGAAGUGUGUGUGUGUGUGUGUGUGUGUGCGCGCGCGCACGUGUAACAUUUUCAGAGGAAGUGUGAACCAGGAAUGGGUGUUACAGGGGAUCUCUAGGGUUUUGAAUGGGCAGUCCUCCAUAGGUGAUGGGGCCAUCAAUAGGAUGUUAUGGACAAUGUAUUUCCAUAGAGCAAAUCUCAGAAAGACAGGUUUUGAGGUAGUAAGCAGAGAAGCAGAGUUUAUGUUUGUGGAGGGAAGGGGUUGAUGUGACAGCUAUAUAUAUGUUAUAUUCUGAGCGUUUCCUUCUUAUGAUGCCCACCUUGCCACUCCUUCAGGGCUCUACCUGCCUCCUAUAACAUAACAAGUGAUAUUUACAGAGACACACAAGGUCAUGGAGAGCUGUGUAUUAUUAUCCUGAUGUUCCAAAUUGUAGCUGGUGCACUCAGUGUCCAGCCCGUACUAGGAGUAAGGAAGUGUGGGGCAUUUAGAAAGGCACACUCUGUUGCUGUCAAAUCAGGAAGAGUUCUGUUCUUUUAAUAGUGAGAAGAAAAUGGAUCCUCCUCCUCCUCUUCUUCUUCAUCUUCCUCUUCACAUUCAUGCGUAGCUAGAGACUGUUUCCUUAAGUUUGCAACACUGCCUCAGAUUCAUGUGCUGGUGUCAUUGAGGUCUGCCUCUGAUCCCAUAUGUUGUGGGGAUAUGUUUCUUUCAAGUUUAGGAAAGAGAUGCAUAAGGACUGGCUAAUUAUGAACACUUGGGGGGAGGGAAGCCAAAAUAGAACAUUUGUUCAUGUCUAUAUAACACCACAAAUUAAGUGGCCGUGCUAGUACUUUACAAGUUUUAAAUGACCAGAAAGAAUCUGAUAAAUAUUUGAUAAUGGUCAACAGUACAAGUACAUUUUUUAAAAUAAAGAACUAGACCGAUUAUUGGCUAACAAACAUAUUAAAAGGCUGUUAACCAAAAUACUCAGAUUGUAUAGCUUAGGAAUGGACUAUUUCUCUGUGUGUUUUCAUCUAGAAUCCCUGUGAUGCACCAAUGGAUUUUAAUAUAUGAAGUAAGACAGCAUGAUCAGGAUUUCUUAACAUUAAGGCAUAUAAAUUAAACUUUAAGCAAUCCUGAGCAUGUACUCUUGCUUAAAAACAUAUAGAGCCCCUAGCUGAAUGAAACAGGCUUUUUAUUAUGUAUUUUAAUUAGUGAAGGUUUAAUGCUCUGAUGGAAUUGUUAUGGCAUAUUUUAAUUUCAUGUGUGGAUUUUCUAUAGUUGCAAACCGCUUAGAAGCCAUUUGGACAUAUAUAUGGUAUACAAAUUAAUAAUAUUACUGUAUUUUUCUGUGUGUAACACGACUCCAUGUAUAAGACAACAUUUCCCUUCUACUGCCGCAGCACCAGCCCUUGCUUACUUAGCAUAUUAACCCAUGUAUAAGACGACCCUCAAUUUAUCACAAAAAAAUUCAGAAAAAAAUGUCAUCUUAUACAUGGAAAAAUAUGGUAAUAAUAAUAGGUCAGCAGUCUUUGCAAGAAUCGCAACAAGCAGCAAAAACUACUAGAUAGUCAACAGCAAAAUGGACUUGCAGCCUAUUGGUGGAAGACAAAGUCCAACUUCCGCCACACACUCGUGCACACAGCUGUGGCCCUCAGAGUCUUUUCCAACUAUACAAUUCUCUGAUUCUGUGAAACAUGCCCCAUUCAUUAGUCUGCUGGAAGUGAUGAGCAGGGACUAAAAUAUCCUGUUAGUGUUUGAGAAUGCUUCUUUUCAAGUAACUGGAAGUGUUUUAGCUAUUAGAUAGUCCGUUAGUAUGAUAAAUAGACUCUGUACUUAUGUGAAAUAAGAUACAAAAGCAUCUCUCGCUAAGAGGGGAAGAAAUUCUCUCAUGCACUCAGAGAUGGUAUCAUAGAACGUUGCCCUGGAAUGGACCACAGAAAGUUGUCUAAUUCAUUUGCUUGAUUUUUAAGGAAAAGCAGAUCCGACAAAUUGUGUCACUCAUUGUUGAAACAUCUAGUAAUGAGGUUGUAUAAUCAUCAUACCUUUGCUAGUUUCUGGGCCUACGCCGCAUGCUUCACAGGUUUUCUUCAAUAAAGCAUUAGAUUCCUAGGAUGUAGCAGAUGUCAUGGACACUGGGUACAUUUUAUUCUGGUGAUGAAUGGAUUCUACCGAAGUGUUAUCCUUUGGUAGGGUUCUUUUUGGCACCCCCUUUUACAAUGACAAAGCAGCGCUAAUGCAUUAAGAGCCAGACUAGACUAGUAUCAGAUUUUUCUACCACUGAUGGCAGCAGUGUUGGUGGGGCACUAGUCGGAGUUGCUAGCACAGGUGCAGUCUUUAGGGAAAUUUCCCCCAAAAUUUAUUCUCUUUCUCAAACACGGCCACGCUUUCUUAUCUUUUGGCAGCUGGCCAAACCUAAUGACAUGUUGGAACAUCUCAUCUUUUGAAUGAUUUCUAAAGUUGCUAGGCUGCAGCUUUAAUUGCCGAGUUACCCCUUAUGAAGUCAGUCCUUGAAUGCUCAUGGCCAAGUCCUUGCAACAGUGCGUCACAUGGAUUGUGAAGGAAAGGGAAGGCGUGUUCUGCUUGUGGGAAUAGAAGGGCACUGUGUUUGGCAGAGGUUGGGAACAUGUGGCCAUCUAGAAGUGGUUGGACUCCCAGUGCCCAUCAGCCCCAGCCAGCAUGACUAAUGAGCAAGGAUAAUGGGAGCCAUAGUGCAGCAAUAUAUAAGGGGCCACACAUUUCACACCCCUAGUGUUUGUGGUACAGGGAAAAAAUGGAGAGCAGUUGGGUUGCUUUGAGGGAGUGAUAUGCAGGCACUCCUUUUGGAGCAUUCUGGAAGUGUUUGCUCUUACAGUGGUACCUCAGGUUAAGUACUUAAUUCGUUCUGGAGGUCCGUUCUUAACCUGAAACUGUUCUUAACCUGAAGCACCACUUUAGCUAAUGGGGCCUCCCGCUGCUGCCGUGCUGCCGGAGCACGAUUUCUGUUCUCAUCCUGAAGCAAAGUUCUUAACCCAAGGUACUAUUUCUGGGUUAGUGGAGUCUGUAACCUGGAGCGUAUGUAACCCAAGGUACCACUGUAUUCUUAUUACUAUUCUUAUUAAUGCUAUCCUCAUUUAUUUGUUGCUUUCCACACACAAAAAUCCUCAAAGCAACUUAUAGUUUCGUAACAUACACACAAAGCAUCAAUACAUUUACAAGGAAAGCAUCAAGAAAGGCAAUAAAAGCCAACUUUGAUCUAAAAACAAAGUCACUCAUGCAACAGUAUUAUAAAAAAGAUCAUUCCUACCCACCCAAUUAAAGAAUGUAAACAACGAACCAAAUGGAAAUCAUACUGCGGUAUGACCUCAAUGAAAAAACCAAAGGCCUUGGUAAAUGGGAGUUUCUGUGUAGGAAUGCCUAAAAACUGACAGCAAUGACACCAGGCUUUUUCCCCCCUGGGGAGGGCAGUUGACAAACAGGAGAGCAAACCAUGGUAAAACCCCAUUCUCACAUUACCACCAUCCUCAGAGGGGACACAUUAGUGAUUUUGGUGCAACCAAAACCAGGCAAAGCUCACCAGAUCUCCUUGAUCCCUCAGCCCCCAAGCAGCAGUAACUGCUGUCAUUGACCACUCACUGACCAGCACCAUUCACCUCUUAAACAGCAGUGGGGAACCUCCAGAUGACAGGGUUCAUUAGGCCCAGCCUGGGUCUUAAUCUUCCCCAAGAGACAGUUCCCUGCAAACUGUGUCCACCUGCCGUCGUAUGUGAUGCCCGGUGUGCGGCAGAUAAAUAUGCAGCUGCAAAGGAGCAAUUGGGAGCUUAAAGUGCACUUCUUAUUGUUCCUUGGCAAGUGGGGCGAACAGCAGUGACCCCCGCUGAUGAAUUCUGACAGGGACGGCCUUUGAAAUUGUCUCUUUGCAGGUGGUUUCGAUCCAAACAGUUCCUGCAACUGAACAAUUUCCACCCGCAGACCAGCUUUGUGAUGGUCUUUGUUGGAGUGCAGAGGGGAAAUGUCUAUUUUCAGGUGCAGUUUGAAUCCAAGUCACACCUGCAAAUGAACAAAGCGAAGGCUGGCUGUCAGCACCACAUAGACAAUUGUUGUUGACAGCAAGCCCCUUUGAUGUCAGAGGGGUGGCCCUGCCAAUUGUCCAAAUGGCCCAUGUGAGAUAGGAAGGUGAGGAUCCAGCCCACCAGCCAGAUAAACUUCCACACCCUCACCCUAAAAUAUCUAAAACUGGAGACUUAGCAUCAAAACAAUAUGAAAAUAACUAUGUGCUGCAGUUAAAAAUAUGCCAAACAGUGGAAAAGGCUAUUUCUGCUUCCCAGGCAGACAAGACAAAGUUCUUUUUAUUCCAUCCUCUUUGACAUCUUUAUUUUCAACCUAUUGUUUCAUAAAAAGCCUCUACUGAAUUUCCUAUGAGUGACAGAGAAAGCAAGCUGGCCAGCUUAUCAGUUCACCAGGGAUUAAUGUGAUUAAAAACCAAUUCUCAAGAAGGUGCUAGAUAAAGUGUUUCCUUGUCUCUCCCGGCCACACUCCUGCACUCCCUUUCCUCCUCUGUGUGCUCAUUCCCUUUCUCUGCAGACUAUGAGGAGGAGAGGUGAAAUGUAAACAUACAGGUAGAAGACACAGGUGUGUGGCUGGCUGCCUUGCUGGCUAGCCAGGUGCAGAGCCGUGUUUCUAUGCAAAGAGAAGCAGAUGUGUAGAUUUUGAAGGUCACAGUCAAUAAGCUCACUACAAUUUCGAUUUCACUUUAAAUGAUCAAUGCAGGGACAUGAGAAUGAAGCCUCCUUUCAAAGCAGGACCAACAAGAGGAAAAGUCCAGGGUAGCCUGAUUUUUCUCCUGUGAAGAAUGUGCUCAUUAGCUUUUUCUCUUACCAAACCCAGCACUUUGGUGUGGGCUCUGCGGCUUCAUUGCACACAUGGGACUCCUUGAUGGCAGAGACACUCCCAUUCAUGUCAGUGGAGGGACAUGCAACCCAUGGUUAUUGUUGUAAGAUUUUUUUAUCCAUCCUUCAGCAUAAGCCCCAGGGGAGGCUACAACAAUGUAAAAAUACAAUACAGUGGUACCUCAGGUUACAAACGCUUCAGGUUACAGACUCCGCGAACCCAGAAAUAGUACCUUGGGUUAAGAACUUUGCUUCAGGAUGAGAAGAGAAAUCGCGUGGCGGCAGCGGGAAGCCACAUUAGCUAAAGUGGUACCUAAGGUUAAGAACAGUUUCAGGUUAAGAACAGACCUCCAGAACGAAUUAAGUUCUUAACCCAAGGUACCACUGUAUUAAAAUCAGUCAAAACAAGCUACAAUCAAAAGAGCGUGUCGUUUUUUGCCGUAAGCCUGCAUGCGAAGUCGGUGGCUGCCACUGUUCAUUCAAAUAUUUUGCAAAGGGGUGCCAUAUUUUGAUGUGAUAACUUUGUCCACGUCUGAUGCGCUAUUCAGGGCAUGCACCCUUAUUGUCAUUUUUUCAGAUAAAGCCAUACAUUGUGUUGCCAUUGUGAGAUAUGUAGGUGUUCAAGUCUUUUCCAGUUCUGUGCUCUGAGUAGUCGUUGUUUACAUACCCUCCAACAUUUAUCUGAUGAAAACAGGGGCAUCCUGUUCUAUUAUUAUUAUUAUUAUUAUUAUUAUUAUUAUAUUAUACCCCAUCAGACUGGGUUACCCCAGGCACUCUGAGCAGCUUCCAAAUUAUAUAGAAACUAAAUAAAACACUGAACAUUAAUAACUUCCCUAUUCAGAGCUGCCUUCAGAUGUCUUCCAAAGGCUGUAUAGUUACUUAUCUCCUUGGCUCGGGAGGGUCACAUAACUCCAUACCCUCCAACAUUUCUCUGAUGAAAUAGAGACAUCCUAAGGAAAAGUGGGGCAUUCUGGAAUCAAAUCAGAAACGGGGAUGGCUCCUGUAAAUCUGGGACUGUCCCUGGAAAAUAGGGGCACUUGGAGGUUCUGUGAUUAAAGCAGAUAGGCCAGGAAGGGACAUGCAGGACUAGAACUAGGUAAGGGGAAGCAGUUGUGCUAAGCCAGGCCAGCUCAGGUUUUUCCAUGCCCAUCUGUGGCCCAGCCAGAGGUCAAUACCAAGCCACAGAGGAGGGAGAUGGCAUGGAGAGGAGGCCAUGUUGCUUGUCUGGUGCUGCUGGACUAGAAGAAUAUGUAUAUCUCAAGCAGACUCAAGCCAAGGAACAUGGAGUGGGGGGGUUGGGUGGGGUUGCAGAUCAGGCCGUGACCUCCCUCUGGACCCUGCGCACCCUGUGCACCCGACAUGGGCAGCAGCUCAUUAGCGAGUGGAUUGCUCCCCUGCCAGCCACUUUCUUCCCCUUCUCCACAAUGGCUUAUUUGUUCCUGCUGCCGAAAGCAGAUUAGGCUCUCUGCAGAGAGAAAGGGCCCUUUCUCUGCGCAGAUGCCUGUUGUGCUGGGAGAUUAACGUCACGCUGUUGUUGAGGCUGCUAACCUGUUAAAGCUGGUGGAACAGAUCAGGGAGCGGGCUUGAAAGGUGGGUGUAAGAGGACACAGGCCACAGACGGGGUGCGGGGUGGGGGUAGGGUGGGAAGACGAAAUCGGCAGAAGCCCCCCGACCACCACCCAGCCUACUCCCCGCUCACUGCUUGAAUGGUAUGCAGCCAGAGUAGGUUCGUCAGAAACUUGAGGCUUGGGAAUGUCUACAGGACACCACCUGCAUUUCCAGACGUCAGCAGCAUCUACUGGAGCACUGGGGCUGCAGAUCUGCAUUUUCAAAUCUGUUCACCACCACCUAGUACAGUGGUACCUUGGUUGUCAAACUUAAUCUGUUCUGGGAGUCUGUUUGACUCCUGGAACCGUUCGAAAACCAAGGCACAGCUUCCUACUGGCUGCACAUCUUUAUCUGUGUGAUAAGGGUGAAGGUCCAUUAUCAUGUCUCUGUUAAUAAUAGCUCCAUGUUGUUGCUUGGCCACAAAGUUCAAGGGAUAAAUGAUGGUUAUCAUUUCCUCCAAAAUAUGCAGAAGUAAGAUGGGGCUUAAUUGUGAUUUACCCUAUACAGCUCUCUGGCAUCUAAGCAAUGGGUGUGGAAAUCUCCCACACAGACAAGAGUAAUUGGGACACUAGCAUAACUGACAGGAGACCAGUGUUCCAAGUCUUGGCUCUACAGAUGACCUUUAUGUGAUCUUGCCCAAGACAAGGCCCUCCCUCUAGGCCUCUGAGCUCUUCACACCUUUCUCUUUGUUCAGACUGAAAGUUUCUUGGAGUAGGAGAAGGACUCCCUUAUCUGGCUGCACACAUAUAGCAGGCUUUUAUGGGCUGCACAGUCAUAAUAACUAUGUCAUCACAUAAGCAGAACGGAUAUCCCAGUAUCCUUGACUAUCAGAGGCCUUCAGAUUACAAGGGAGUGUCAGGAAGAGGAUUUUAAGGAUGCCAUCUCUCAGAUAAACUCAGGCCAUAUCCACGCAUUGUAUUUAAAGCAGCAUUAUGCCACUUUAAACAGUCCCCAAAUAACUCUGGGAACUGCAGUUUGUUAAGGGUGCUGAGAAUUUUUAAAAAAAUAAAUUAAUUUAAUUUUCAGAUUUUUGAGUUUACAAACAAUUGUCAAACAACCAAAACAAAAAGAGAAUUCCAUAAAUUCCCAUGGACUUCCCUCCUCCCUUUUGUGGGUCCUUAUGUUAACUUCUUUCCUCCUGCAACUUCUCUGUUAAUCUAAUUCUAUUAAAUCUCCAGUACAACCGUUGUCAUAUCCCUUGUUAUGGUUGCUGAUAAUUGUUAGGAGACCCCUGUGAUUCCCAGAGUGGCUUAAGUCAAUCCUUCUUCCCAGGGAACUCUGGGAAUUGUAGCUUUGUGAGGGGAACAAGGGUCUCCUAACAACUCUCAGCACUCUCAACAAGCUACAGCUCCCAAUAUGGCAUUGGGGGAAGCCAUAACUGUUUUAAGCUGCAUAAACAUCCUCUGGAAUAGGGAAAUGGCCACGUUUAACAGAGUGCAGCUUUGUUUGUUUAUUUCAGCAUUUAUGCCUCUCCUUUCAACUCCUGAAUGCAGUUGUAACAAUAAAAACCAAUUUAAAAAGCAGAAAUUGUUUGCACUUCGCUUAGGUGCCUUAUGUUGUAUUCAAUUGACUCCAGCUGAUUCUCUCUAACUUUGCGAAUGCAGAUGGAGUUGUGCGUAACACGCAAGUGAUUGUGGUUCAUCUCCCUCCUUUUUCCUCUCCAGAUUUGCGACUGCGCCACGGACUGCGCACUUAUGAGCUGGAGCGCUCCUGCUGCUACGACUCGCUGCUGCUGGAUGAAGAGAGGGGACGGCUCUUCGUGGGUGGGAAAAACUACCUGGCUUCCCUGAGCCUAGACAACAUCAGCAAGCAGGACAAGAAGGUAGCCUGGUUCUGUUUGCCUGGGGCUUCCCACCAAAAAUAGGGCAAGGGUAUCUGGACAUGUCUUUUUCCCUCUCAGACUCGGACCUGUUAUUGUAAACCACCCCAGAAAUUCUGAACUGAAGGACAAUAUGGAAACUUUGGGUGGUGUUCCACCAAGCUUUACUCAGAAGUUAAUUAACCUACUAAGUUACAUUCAUUCAUUUCAAUAAGUAAAACUUAGCUGAAUACCACCCAUUUAAAAUAAAUGAUGACAUUGGGUUGUACCUUACACUGGUAUUAAUGGGCAGAAGAUAAUGAUGUCUAGUAUUUUCAAUGGAUCUGCUUUGAGUAGGACACCAAUAUUGGAUGCAAUCAAUAGAGUUAUUAUGUUCUCUCUUCAACUCCCUCCUCUGCUCCUCAGCCUUUAGUAGUGCCAUUUCCCCACUCGCUCGUCAUGACAACGGAUCCCGCAUUCCAGACUCCUCCGUGAAAUCUUCUAUAAUAAACUUCCCUGUUAAUGGAGUUGGAAAGAGGGUGGGUUGAGGCUGCUGACGCCCUUACCGCUGGGCUGUGGACGAAAGCCGCAUUCCUAGCCCAGCAGGGGAAACUCUUUGGGAGCACAAUACAGCCACCGCCAACCCUCUGCUCCUGGAGCAUUUGCACUUCUUUUGCCGGUAUGGCUGGAAGACGGGGCAUAAUUCACUGGCAGAGCACAUGCUUGGCAUGCAGAAGGCCCCGGGUUCAUUCCCUAGUAUCCACAGGCAACACUGGUUACCUGUCUUAACAUCCUAGAGAGCUGCUACUACCAGUUAGUGUAGAUGACUCAAUGGUCUGACUCAGAACAAGAUAGUUCCUGAUAUUCCUUAGUGACACAAAAUGGCUGUCUGCUCUGCUGUCUGUUUUCUUUGCACACAGUGAACUAACGGGUCUUGUGGGUCAGGUUUGGUUUCCUCAACAUGUACAAAGCUUCAUGGCAAAAGACUUACAGGCUGUCUUUCCCUUUACUACAGUGGUACCUUGGGUUAUGAACUUUAUUUGUUCUGGAGGUCCAUCCUUAACCCAAAACCGUUCUUAACCUGAGACACACUUUCGCUAAUAGGGCCUCCUGCUGCCACCAUGCCACUGGCGCACAAUUUCCGUUCUCAUCCUAGGGCAAAGUUUGCAACCCAAGGUACUACUUCCGGGUUAGCGGGGUUUGUAACCGGAAGCGUUUGUAACCUGAGGUACUACUGUACAGGGUAGUAUAGGGUAUAUGGGUGUGGCAUUGUUCCCAUUUGCAAGGAUCAUUGGAUCAAAGCUCAUGACAUGCUGUGGAAGCAAGCACUACUUCCAGCUAAACUCAGUAGAAUGAGGGCCAGAAUAGUGGAACACACAGAUCCAAGGAAUUCGGUUGCAGUGACUCCUGGCAUGCAAAGUAUCCCCCAGCUUAGCCCUGGAAUAUCAAUCUUGCAGUUCAUCACUUACAUGAACCUACCCAGGCCUUAAAAUCAGCCUCUAAGGCCCUGCCCACUGUGAAGAGCCAGCAGACUGGUAGGUACUAGAGACAUGGCCUUUUCAGUAGCGGUAUAAUAUCUUUGGGACUUUCUCCCAGAAGUACGCAGGACUCCAUUUUUUCUGUGUUUUGAGCAUAUUGUAAACACUUGCUUGUUUCAAACUACAUUAUAUUAAGAGAGUUUUAAGUGGCAUUUUAAAUUCCUUUAAACUGCUGGUGUUUUAGGGUAUACUUUUGUCACCAGAGGUCCCCCCCUUGCCCCCGAAUGGGACAUAGAAAAAUGUACAAAGCCAGAGGUGGGCCUUAUGGCUCCUGUUUAUUUAUUUGUUCUGUUUAUAUAUUCAAAAUCCUCAUACACCACCUUUCCAGGCAAAGACAACUUUAAAAAGAUAAUUAAAACCAUACAAUUUUAUUUUAUUUUAAAUCAAAACAAAACACUCUGGCGACAAAAGUAUACCCUAAAACAGCGGCAGUUUAAAGGAAUUUAAAAUGCCACUUAAAAGUCUCCUAAUAUAAUGUAGUUUGAACCAAGCAAAUGUUUACAAUAUGCUCAAAACACAGAAAAGAUGGAGGCCUGUGUCAAGUCUCAAAUACCAAGGAGACAGGUGAUGGACAGUGAGUAAAGGAAGCCAGGAGCAUUACAACUAAGGGUUGGUUAAAAACAAAACAAAAAAACUAUCAGCAUUUUUAGCAGCAUUUGACUAACUUCAAGUGUGAUGAAUGACUAUGCUAGGAGCCCAUUUCUUAAAAUACAAAAAUAUUUUGGCAAAUGAUCUUUGCCUUAUCUUUGUUCUCACAGAUUUACUGGCCAGCGCCUGUGGAAUGGAGGGAAGAAUGCAACUGGGCAGGAAAAGACAUCAAUGUAAGUGACCCAUUUGGAUGGGGAGGGAAAAUCCUUUGCUCAGCCCCUAUGUGAGUUGGGGCAUAAAACAAAGGAGGAUAAGGAGCAUCAGGAAACGCGAUGUGAGUUGCUUGCUUUCCAGAGCGAACAUUUCAAUUGACUCCUCAUCAAGCAGGGCAUGGAGACUUCUCUGAGUUGUCCGACCACGAUGAGCUGAGGCAAAACUGAUACGUGAUAGCAGCCUUCCCCUCCCAGUAAUUCACCCAUGACCCUUCAUUGCAUCUUGCUGUUUUCAUUGAGUAUCUUGCUGUUUUCUCUGUCUCUCCCUGGCCUCGCAGACAGCACCAUCAUGCCCCAGCCCUGGAUAGAGGCCCCAGGAGGCCUUGGGAGUCAUGUUGCUGGGAAGGGACCGGUUGGUGCACUUAAGAGAUUCCUGCUUAGCUGUGACCCAUCCUGACCUCCCAGGAGAUAAGAGGAGGGUUCCCACCAUUUUGGCAGGAGCAGAGAUGAACCAGGACACAGCCAGAUUUUGCUCCUUGAUAACGUUGGGCCAGCAGCAUGAAGGGGUCUCGGUCACCUUGGCUAUAAUUCUUACAGGUUGUCCAUGGAAGGAGCGGUGCUGUGUCAAGCCUAGCAAUGUGAGCUUUGUGAGCUGUUGGGUUUAUCUCCCCUAACUUUGGAGAGCAGUCUUGGGUCACCGUUUUCUUUCAGGAUUGCCUGGUCAACUUGGAAGUUCCCAUUGAGGCUGUUUGGCGCAGCUUCCAGUGAAGGGCACGAGAGGACAAAGGGGCAGCCUGUCUCCCCCUUGGAUUUUGCCAGUCUCUGUUUAGAAUACUGCUCUAAGCCCUGAAACAGCAUAUGUAAGCAAAGUUUGCCCUCGCCCAAGAAGGUUGAAAGAGAGGUAGGGUUUGUGGGCUUUAGGACUAAGACCUUGGGCACAUCCAGCUGACUGUAAUUUUGGAGACUCAUCCAGGCUUCCUUUUGUGCCAUGUUUCUGUGCUUUAAAGUUCCAUUACCAAGCAGGGUUUUUUUUUGGGGGGGGGGGUUGUCCUGGCACUUUCCCAGGGAAAACCUGUGUUUUUCUGCAGAAUUGGAUCAAACUGCAAUUAGGUUUCCCCACAGGUUGUCAUUUGGUAAAAUGGGGGUUUGCUUAGGGAAAGUGCUGGGACAAAAGAACAAAACAAAAACACUUGAACAUGGAGCUUUUUUAAGCGUGGCCCUGUGGCUGGAAAGUGGCACAGAAGAAAGGCUGGGUGAGCCCUGAGUGCGCUGUUUCAGUCCUUCAGAUCCUCACAGUUGAGGAUCCAUGCAAAUAUUUCAACAGCUGAUGGGGUUGAUGUGACAGUCAUAGGACCUGUGUCAUUCAUGCAACCGCCUUCUCCAUUCAUCACAUAGAUCCACAAGGGGAAGUGAGACGUGCCUCUGCUUCCGGUUAUGGGCUGUGGGAUAGGAAAGUUGCCAUCCUUAAGGGAACUCCGGCACUAUGCACUGUUAUGAAUUGCUGUUGGUACUUUGACCUGGUGCAGAAUGCCAUGAAAAAGUGUGAUGUGGUCAUGAUGACCUAAUUCCUGUGGUUAAUUAUUUGCGUGAUGGACAAUAGCCUAGUGUGGAAUCAGGCAAAAGUGUUCUAUGCAUGUGCAUACAGACACUGAAAGCAACUCUCUGAACAAGGCAAAGGAAGGAUUAGCAACAUCCUGAGUCAGACCAUUGGUCCCUCUAGCUGAGCUCGGUCUGCAGCAGGGGUAGGGAACCAGUGGUCCAUCAAGUAUUACUAGACUACAACCCCAUAAUCUCUGACUAUUGGCCAUGCUGGCUGAGUUGGAGUCCAGUAACACCUGUCUGACCACAGGUUAUCCACCGUUGGAUUGCAGGGACUGGCAGUGGCUGUCCAGGCUUUGAGAACAGGGCUAUAUCCCAGCUGAACCUACAUUACAGACCUUGAACUUGGGACCUUAUGCAUGCUAAACAUGUGGUCUCCCACUGAACGAUGGCCCUUAUUCAUCAUAGAGGAAAGAGGCCUAGAGAGAUGGCUCAUUUGCCAAAAGUGAAUGGAGCUAGGAGUUUUCAGCAACACGGCCACAGUCAGGAAGAUGUUGCAGUGGGGGAACCAGGACCAGUGCCUGUACAAGAGCUGCUCUGUGUCCCUUCACUCUUGUUUGAAGCAGAAGCAAUUUGUUGCAGAACCACUGUGGCUGAAGAGCGAGUGACAAUGCAGUAGCAGCACCACAGACGCAUCGGCAAAGCCAAGAGCUGAGCCCCCGAGGCUUAGUGCUAUAUUCAGCCACUCCUCCCCAGUUUUUGUUUCGGACACAAGCACCGCUGACCCUGUUGAAGAGGGGUGGGGAGAUCAGCACCUCUGUGCGCUACUGAGCGAGAGUGGGCUGUGGGGCUUCCUGAAAAGCAGCUGGUGGGAGGAGGAGAGGCACUGGCAAGACACCUCUCUCUCUCUCUCUCUCUCUCUCUCUCUCUCUCUCUCUCUCCAUCCCUCCCUCUCCCCACUCCUCUCUCUGAUGGUUCCCUGUCUCCUUUUCUCUCCCUGUCAACAGCUCUCCAUAUUCAGGCUGCUUUAUCCAUCAGGGCAAAAGGGCAGGAAAACAAAAAGUCCCAAGGUUGUUUUUCUUCCUGGGCUUGCUCAAGAGUGAUGAUAGGGGCUGUAAGAGCCCCAGGCCUGUUUACUCAAGACCAGCCCAGCAGUGGGUGGGUAGGAUGCUCUGCAAAUGGUUUAGACCCCAAGGACUGCUUUGGAGAUGACAUUUGUGUGCAUGUGUUUGUAAGAGGGGAAGAGAGGGAAAGGGAGACUUUGAGCAUUCCCAACCCCCAUCACAACUAAUAAAUCCUCAAAGUACCAAACCCAGCACUUCCAGCUACUCUUAUAUGCUGGCAGAUUUGCAGGCUUUCAAUCGUGUGAAUAUCACACGCACGAUUGUGCCCUUUAGCAGAGUAUGUGCCUAACCAGUGGCAGUCUCGUAUUAAAUGAAUCAGAUGCAAAGUGUGGGAAGACCCAACCCAAUUUUUUCUCUCUCUCUCCAUUUUAAAAGGAGCAGCAUAUUCUAAGCAGAGAGCAAAUCUGACAGGGGGAGGCAUCUUCAGAGAAUGGGAGUAAAUAAUGGGAGACACCCCCUUUUGUUGUGCAAAUCAUUUUAGAGGCAGAGCAAUUAUCACCAGAGUGCACAAAAAAAUCCCCAUAUAUAUUGAGCUGUGAUAAUGAGCAUGUGUAAGAAUAGACUUGGUCCGGUGCGCAGGCUUCAGAGAAGAAGCUUGCUGGCUUUAAUGGGACUGGGAAAGGGUCCAGGGCUUAUUGGAGCUUGGCUGUCUUUAUGGUUGGAAGUUCAUUUAAAUUCAGUGCUAAGGAUUGACGUUCGCAGGCUAGGUUAAGCAUUAACGGAGCAUAAGCUGCGAGAUCACAUUCUUGCCUUUCCAUCUAAGUAGGAGUUAAGCGGGGAAAGCAGAGCAGGUGCUAAGAGGAAGGCAACACUAUGGACUCACCCACAUUUACCUUUUGCCCCACAGUUUCUAGGCUUUAAAGCGCCAUGUCUAAGUCCUUUGGGCACUUUCCCCCAUGAAAACCUUCACUUUAACGCUGAGUCAGAACAAAUGGCAAUUUCCCAUUUGCUCCAACUCGGUGAUAACUCAGUGGAUUUUCGUGGAGACAGCACCAGGACAAAAAAAAAAGUACUAGGUCACGGCGCUUUAAAGCAUUGAUUUCUACCUAGAAACAGAGCACAAAAGGAAGUUUGGAUGAGCCCUAAGAGAGAGCGGGGCGGCGGGGUUGAAGGACACAGGGUGUGUUCGCACCACAAAGCACAUGGCAUUCACCUAAGAAUCUCAGGAACAGUAGUUUGUUGAUGGUGCUGGGAAAUGUAGCCCAGUAAGGAGGAAGCGACAAUUCCCAGAGGAAGUAAUGUGCUUUCAGUGUGUCCUUUUCUACCACAGUGGUUUCAAAGUCACUCUCUGUCAGUGGCUGGCUUUUGCUCAAGAACCAGUUUUCUUCCAAGUUAAACCCCUGGUCCUUCUUUCUAAGCAUCGUCUGCAGCGAGUGGCAGCAGCGAGUCAGCAUUUCAGGAUUGUGCCUGGUGCCAUGGGAUUGCAAAGCAUGUGAUCUGGUGCUGAGCUACCAGCCGAACUUGCAACCUGACCCAAUUCAUGCUGAAUUCAUGGCGUUGAGAGUCCGCUGCUGCUUCCCAACCCUCUCCUUGUAUGCCCAUUGCAUGCCACAAGGGCCGUUUGCCACAUUAUUGCUCCCUAGGACUCGUCAUCUCUGUGACAGAUGGCUUGAAGAAGAUGGGCAGACACUCAGUGGCACAUGUCCAGCCUCUGGAAGAGCAGUUGGGGAAGCAGAGAACAUCUGGGAACAUCUGGCCCGUGACUGAUGCAUUGAUCCAUCCGUGUUGCAUCUGGCUCAUUUCCCUUAACCAUUAGCUGCACAGCUGGACAGCCCAAAGGGGGUAAGGGAGGCCAAACCCUUUCUAUAGAUCAAGUAUUAUUCUGAAGUUUCAGUUUUCCUUGGCCCAAAUAAGAAAACAAGCUCUCAGAUGUUGUCUUCCCCAGGGGGAAAGGCAUGCACCUGGACAGCUUUUCCAGAUGGGGAGGUUUUGACUAUAGAAAAGGCACAAGUGCAAGGUGGCACACUGAUGCCACCAUUUGCGGCUGCAGACUGCUAGAUUUCUAUAGAAGGGCCGUAGCUCAGGGCUAAAGCAUCUGCCUUGCAACCAGAAGACCCCAGGUUCAACCCAGGCAUCUCCAGGUAGGGUCGGGAGAGACACCUGCCUGAAAUCCUGGAGAGCCACUUCCAAUCAGUGUAGGCAAUACUGAGCGAGAUGCUCCAAUGGUCUGACUCUAUAUAAGGCAGUGCCCUAUGUUCCUAAGUAGGGAUAGCGUUGAUUGCAGAGGGUUCCCUCAGUUACCCAGCAUUUAACUCUGCCACAGUCACCUUGGUGCAAACAAACUGGGUGAGUGAACAGGAGAGUUUUGUGUGCAAGAGGUGAGGAGGGACUGAGCCUGUUGAUUUGGGGGUAAGUUUGUGUUUGAGGCUCUGAUUUGCCCCGGGGGUUGGAUUGGGCCACUCAUCAGUGGUUUAGGCAGUCAGUGCCUAGGCUCCCUUGUGCCCUUGGCAAGGAGACAUGGGUGUAGCCAAGGGGGGACAGCUGCCCCCCAUCAAUAAAAAUCGAUAAAAUACAUAGCAAACUGAGGUUAUGCCCCCUCUAACAAAAGACCUGCCUCCCCCCAACAAAAAUCCUGGCUACACCCCUGCAAGGAGAUGUACUGGUGUGGAGAAGCUCAGUCUUUUGCACCUCCCCUGGGCCUUUGUUGGGGGCCAACCUAGCCAGCCCCCAGGUACACCCCUGGCAGUCACCUGGGGACUAGUGUUGGGUGGGGCAGAGAGGCAGAGCAGCAGGUGUGACCUUGUACAACAGGCUGCAUUACAGCAAUGUAGGACAGAUGUUUCUCAGUGCGCCACUGCCCCACAUCCUCCUUGUAGGCAAGCAAGAGGCAUGGCCACAGUUCCAAGAGCUUCUCCACCCAUGGAUGAGAUAACUGCCAAGGUCCUUUCCAACUCUGAAAGUCUGUGGGAGGAAUUCUGAUCCUUCUGUUGGUGCAAGUAUUUCUGCUUGCCAGAGAGAAUGAAUCUCCCUGUGUCCUGUUCUGGGGGUUCUGCUCUGCGCUGCAAAGCAGAUUGAGGGGACUCACGAGAGGGGGAGCCCCAUGGCACUGUACUGGCUUCUGCCAGCAGGCCAGGUUGGUUGAAUCCUGUGGUUCUAGGUGCAUGACUGUUGGAGCUUCAUGCCAUGCAUUUGCUUUUAUAGUCACCCCCACCCCCAAAUUAUUAUCUCGCAGGCAUUUCAGUUACUUCCAGUAUUUAAUCUUAUCAAGCAAAUUAGCCUGUGCUUGGCCUUGGCUUUCAUUUUUACACCUGAUCAGUCACUGAUAAUAGCAUGAAGAGCUGCUGGAAAUCUUCCCAUGAUUUGCCUGGUGUUUGCUAUAUCCUGCUUUAUGGUCAUUGCUCCAUCUUAUCUCCCCUUUCCUUAUCCCAGCCUUCUUUCCUUUUGAAACUAACUUUGCACAAAUGCCAAAACUUUUCCACUGACGGGGAGCUCUUUUCCAUCUUGCAGAAUUUUGUCUAUUCUAAUAUGCCUACUUCACACAUUUGGGGAGUUUCUGGAUCAAAGUUAUUGAUGGGUAUAUGGAGGCAAUUCCAUGGUGGUGGUGGUGUUGAUAAAACCAAACACUUCCAAAUUCCAGAGGAGUGUGUGCAUGUUGCAUGUGUGUGAAAGAGGGGUUGGGAGUGUGGGGAAGGGAGGCAGGAAACUAUGAGGAGUAAACUGAAGGGAAAGGGAAAGGGAAAGGGAAAGAAAGUGACAACUCAACCACUCUCUUGUAAAGCACAUCUUGCAGGACCCCUCAAUUCAUCUUUCCUGGUUUUGAAGUUUGCAAACCACUGAAACUCCAAAGCUGAACACAGAGCCAGUGAUCAGACUGUAGCUUGAACUCUGGCCCACUCAAUCCCAAUGCAGUCCUUGCAGCCAGGGUCAGUUCAUGUGGUGCCUGCUACGACUCCCACCAUCCUUGACCAUCGACCAAGCUGCCUGGGGCUGAUGGGAGCUGGAGUCCAAGAACACCUGGCAGCCACCAUGUUUGCUCCCCUUGCAUGAAGCAUUGCUCUGGAAUUUAGUUCCUCCAUGUAGAGCUGGCACAAUCUGCUGCCUGAAACCCUGGAGAGCCACUGCCAGUCAGUGUGGGCAACGCUGAGCUAGAUGGGCCAGUGGCCUGACUCAGAGUGAGGGAGCUUCCUGUGCCCCCCUGGUUCUGUGCUCCCUUCUCCUCCUCCCCUCUUCCUCUCUUGCCUGUAGGUUUCCUUGCUUGCUGCCAUUGCUACUUGUUUGCUGAGCCUUCCCUGAUCCCCACCCACUGCUCUUGGCCACUUGUGGAGUGGCUCUUUUUAGCAUUUUAUUAUUAUUAUUAUUUUGCUUUGCCUGCUUAGGUCGGCUUGUUCUCAGUUAGCCUUCAAGAGAAGUCUCUGCGGUGUUUGUCUGUCUCUUCCUGCAAGGUGCCUGGUGGUGCUGGAUGGGAUCCUGACUUCCUCCCCCCCCCCUCCCCUGGGGCUCAUAUAACAAGAGAGUAUCACUUCUGCCUGAGUUAUUCCAGACAUUUAAAUAAUCAGCCACUUUCUAAGGGGCAGGAGUGAUCCGUCAGUGGCUAAUUGUGCUCAGCAGCAAGUCAAACAGAUGUUCCCCUCCUGACAGGCCCUGAAAGGGAGGGGCUGCUGGGGAGGCUUGCUUUGUAGGAGGGAGGCAGCGGCUUCUGUGGCAUGAGCAGAGGUCUUCGUGUCUGCAGGUGACAGGCACAAAGCCACUCAAGCUUAGUGUGAUGGAACGGCUGCUUCCUACGGCACCCUCUGCCGGGAGGUGAAAUGUGCAGAAACUCCCAGUCCACCACGGACACCCCCAUUCCUUCCCGCCCAGUGUGGGAAAUUCUGCACAGUCCCAGAGGGAAAGAGAGGCUCCCACAUGCUCUGGCAUCUCAGCAAUGUCAGGGGAGGCCGUCCAGAGGCAAGGGAAGGACCCACACUGCAGAUGCCUGAACCACAGGCCAGCAAAAGCUAUGCGCUGCUCUUCCUGCGCACACCUUGCUGAGGCCUCUCCUCCUUCUCCAUUCCCAGCCUGGCCUGCCCCACAAGACAUUCUUUCUGGCAGCAGAGGAGGCACAUGUGAAAUAAGGAUCUGGGUGGGAAGUUGCAGAUAGGGAUGCGAGAAUCAUUUUUACAUUCCUAACAUCCGUCCAAGGCCCUUAGCAGCUCCCUUUCUUUGAGGUCCAGCUCCGAGGGCCUUCAGGUGGUUCCCUCACUGAGAGAAGUGAGGUUACAGGGAACAAGGCAGAGGGCCUUCUCGGUAGUGGUGCCCACCCUGUGGAACACCCUCCCAUCAGAUGUCAAGGAAGACAUCUGAAGGCAGCCCUGUUUAGGGAAGUUUUUAAUGUUUGAUGUUUUAUUGUGGUUUUAAUAUCCUGUUGGAAGCCACCCAGAGUGGUAAAACCGCCCAGAGUAAUAAAUUAUUAUUAUUAUUAUUAUUAUUAUUAUUAUUAUUAUUAUUAUAGCUGCUGGUGCCUCUGUGUUGUGCCCAUCCCUCUCCUUAUGCAGCAUCUCAAGCCUUUGAGCCUGCAGGCAUCUGGUUGGUCACUGGAAGCACAGGGUGCUGGGCCAGCUCUUCUGCAGGCACCCCCUGGGCCCACUCCGUAACUGGCCUCGCUCUUGUCUUGCAGGCCGAGUGCAUGAACUUCGUCAAGAUCCUGCACCUCUUCAACCGGACGCACCUGUAUGCCUGCGGCACUGGGGCCUUCCACCCCAUUUGUGGCUUCGUAGAAGUUGGGCAGCGUGCAGAGGUGAGCCAGGCAUGGAGGUUCAUAGGGUGGUCUCUACUGAGGUGAGCCAGAAUGGCUCGAGCCCCAGGCUCUGCUCUCUGGCCUCUCUUACUGGCACGUCCCUCCUCCCUCUCUCUCCAGGACUCUGUGUUUAAACUGGAGCUGAAGAACUUAGAAGAUGGCAAAGGCAAAAGCCCCUACGACCCACGUCAUGUGGCCGCUUCAGUGCUGGCAGGUAAGGGACCAGGCCCCUCUGCUCAAAAUCUAGUGAUAACUCCCUCCCUCCACCUUGGAUGGCUUUAAAAGAGGAGGGUAAGUUCAUGGAGGGUGGGGCUGUUGGUGGCUACCAGCCACAAUGGUUAUGUUCUGAUUUGAUGGCCGGAGGAAGCAGUGCUUAUGAAUGCCACUUUCUGGAAACCACAGGAGAGGAAAGUGCUGUUGUCACAGGCAUCUGGUUGGCUCCUGUGAGAGCAGGGUGCUGGACUGGGUGGGCCACUGGCCUGAUUCAGCAGGGCUCUUCUUAUAUUACAAUAUAAGAAUAAGAAUACAAUGGUACCUCGGGUUAAGUACUUAAUUCAUUCCGGAGGUCCGUUCUUAACCUGAAACUGUUCUUAACCUGAAGCACCACUUUAGCUAAUGGGGCCUCCCGCUGCCGCUGCACCGCCGGAGCACAAUUUCUGUUCUCAUCCUGAAGCAAAGUUCUUAACCUGAGGUACUAUUUCUGGGUUAGCGGAGUCUGUAACCUGAAGCCUAUGUAACCUGAAGCGUAUGUAACCUGAGGUACCACUGUAUAAGAAUAACAGAGUGAUUGUGUGGGAUGUCCAAUAAAAACACAGCCAGCACUCAACACAGAGCAUACAUUUAAAGAGCAUCCUCUCCACCAAAAGAAUAAUUGGAACUGUAGUUGGAACUGUAAUCCUCAUGGAGCUACAAUUCCCAGCACCCUUUACAGUUCUUUAAACGUAUGGUGUGCAUGCAGCCGUUGUCUCAUCCAAGGACUCAUGAGUCCCUAAAGCUCUUCCGGCAUUUGCCAAGUGGAGACUGCUCUCCAUCUGAUGUUGGAACAGCUUGCAUCAGCCAGCACUACGUGCUGAGGAUGCCACUGCUGGUGUGGCUGGCGGCACAUUCUCUUUUGGCUCCAAGCACCCUCUGAGCAAGGCUCCAGGAAUGGCAGCUGCUGCCUCCCAGCCUGCCUGCCUGCCUGCCUGCCUAGGAGCUUUCCUGCCUUUAAAGAGCAGAGGACGUUUCAGGGGAGACGAAUCCUGCACGGGGUACCAGAGAAAGAGUACCUGGGACAUGUUCCAGUAUACAGAUCCCACGACGAAGCCUUUUAACCUCUGUCUUUUAUCAUUCUGUGGUCGCCAGGUGAAGAGCUCUAUUCUGGGGUGGCUACUGACCUGAUGGGCCGCGACUUCACCAUCUUCCGCAGCCUUGGCUCAAGACCCUCUAUCCGCACGGAGCAGCAUGACUCCCGGUGGCUCAACGGUCAGUGGGGGCAGGGAGCAAGGGCAUCCCAGGGAUGUGGAAAACGGGCUUGGGGCUGCAUAAACAGCAAUUUCCUUGCACUCAUCCUGUUGUCCUUUUUCUAUCUCUGAUGGAUCACUGGUGUUGGGAGUGGGAGAACAUGUUCCUUUAAGUGCCAAGGAAAACUACAGUUCCUUAGGACUCUUGUUGGUUCUGCUUCAGAGUCUCAAUCCCCAGCUGUUUUGUCACUUAUGAAUGGAGGCUGCCAUCUAGUGGCCAGGGCCUGAUUGGCAGCUUCCUGACCACUGCUGACUAACCACCAAGGUAGACAAGAUGCGUUUAGGAUUUCAUCUUUUGUGUUCUUUUACAAAUUAGCAGCCCCACAUGGCUGCAAAGCAGCACUCUGGGAGAAGACCUCUACCCCUUUCCCCUUGUGGCCUUUGAUGACCUGAAUACCUCUCCCAAAUACAUCUGCACCAUGUAUUUAAAGCACAUUUGUACCAUCUUGAGAACUGUAGGUCAUCCUCACAGAGGUGUAAUUCCCAACACCCUUAAACAACCAUUUCCCAGGAUUCUCCAGGGGAAGUCAUGAGCUUUAAAUGUGUCAUGUGGCAAAGUCUUCUCUGGACAGUGGGGAGAGAGAGGGUCCGUCUGUGUUUCCGCCUCCUUUACCCUGUGGGAGUGAAAAGCAGCUUCAGAGGAUGAUGGUGGUGAUGAUUACAAUAAAAAAGCAGGGGAAGAUUUAACAACCCCCACCCCAUUGUGCCUCAGUCAGAUUCCCCAUUACACUCAUGGGAAAGGGGCAGAGUAUAUUCUUUCGCCUGCAGAAGGUUCCAGAUUCAAUUCCUAGCAUCUGCAGCUAAACACAGAUGGAGAACCUCCUGCCCACCAGCGAGCCUGGUGGUUCCAGACUGGUCCAGGAAGCCAUUUUUACUUAAACCACGUCCACCUGUCAGCCUGGUGAUGUCAGUUCUGCUGGGUUGGCUGCAAGCAUUGGCUCCUCCCAUGGGAAAUGGGUGCUCAUAGCCAAUCCCUGCAGAAAGCAGGAUCGAAGGUCAGGUGUGCAAGGGAAGUUCCCUUUAGGAACUUGUGUACCUGGAGCCUUCAGAAAGCAGGCUUGCUUCCCUGCCCCAUGGGCCAACUUUGACUCAUCUAUUUAACAGCUGGGUAAUCCAUCCACCUGUCAAUGUUGGACCAUGGGAUGGAGGGGGGAGUUAAAGAUAUGGCCAAAAAGAUAAGGGAGGAGGUGACAAUAGAUCAGUGGUCUGACUUUGCAUGAAGCAGCACAGUGCUGCUCUUUGCAUUUUUUUCUUAAGUGGAAGACCAUUAUGUUCCCUCACAUAAUGUACAAUUUCCCACCUCUUUGCUUUGGCAUUGAUGUUCUCCCACUUGUCUGCCCCCAAGAGCCCAAGUUCAUUGAUGUUUUCUGGAUCCCGGAGAGUGAGAAUCCUGAUGACGACAAGAUCUUCUUUUUCUUCCGGGAGACAGCAGUGGAAGGAGCCCAGGGACUGGGCAAGCAGACCUUCACCCGCAUAGGCCAGAUUUGCCGGGUGAGAGCUCUGUGCUUCUCGAGUCCAGUGCUAAGGAUUGGGCAAGGUCUGGUCAUGUUGCCACCAGUCAGGCAGGUUAGGGCAGGUAUCUGGGUGCCAGCCCAACACUUGGGCUGAGUGGCGGCCCAGUUUCAGCGUACAUCCAUGUGCCUGCUUGUAUGAGAGAGCUGCUCUCUCAGCUCUGCCUCUGCCCUGUGGCAAAGCAUUAGGGUCCACCCCAUUCUUAGGGCUUCCUGCACUUCAGCUUAUUGAGCCCCUUGCUGAGCCUUAGGCCAGUUCUCCAUGUGGAUCUUGCUCUGUGGAGGUGGACAGCAGCUACUGGGCAGCUGAACUGGGACACUGGCUGGAAGGAGUCUGUUAUGGCAGGAGUGGGGCUCUAGCAGCAGUGAGGGAAAAGGGUUUUUGGGGCAGAGGUCUAGGGCCCCAUUCAGCAGAAUGAGCAGGGGGGCAAGUGUAGUGAGGCAUUUCGAAGUAAGUGAACUAAUACACAUUAUCAUCUAAGAGGGUUCUCACCCACAAGACCAUGGGGGAAAUCCGGAGUCUAAAAUGUCCUACGUGCACUGCUGUCCCAGGCUACCUCUCUGAUAAGCCUCUCUUCCUCUCUCUGCAGAAUGACAUGGGUGGGCAGAGGAGCCUGGUGAACAAAUGGACAACAUUUCUGAAGGCCCGGCUGGUGUGCUCGGUGCCCGGCAGCGAUGGGAGUGAUACGUACUUUGACCAGCUCCGUGAGUGACUGUGGCUGAUUGAGGUCUGGUCUGGCAGGGGGAGGGGGCGGCGUAGAUAAGUGGCAGAACACAGGCAUUUUGCACGCAGAAGGUCCCAGGUUCAGUCCCCAGCAUCUCCAGGUGGGACUGGGAGAGACUCCUACCUGAAACUGGAGAUCCACCUUGACAGAGAAAACUGUGCAAAAGCUACAUGUUCUAGAAUGUAGAAAGUGAUGCAUUUACCCACAUACAUGCACAUAGGCAGUCAAAACAUGGACAGUUUUAAAAACACAUGACUUUGAAGAAAUAGCUUGUGAUUAUUAUAAUAUUUUCUAUGAAGACAUUACGUUGUUCAAAUCCUAAGCAACCAUUCAUAUUCUAAAGCAAAACAGAUUUCCACAUUUUUAGUUACAUUUUUUGUCCCAUGCAUUUAUAUCUUCCAAAUCUCAACCAAAGAACAUCAUUUCGUUUGAAAAGUGCCAGUUUGCAAUCCAGCUUUGUAGAAUUAGGCGUAGGUUGCUUUUUGACCCAUUGCAGCCAAAUCCCAAGUUUUAACACCUGAUGGACUUGUGCCCUUAUAUACAUGUUUUUCAUAUUUUAUACAUUUGGAUAAAAAAUGCACAUGAAUUGUUUUGAAUGUUCUUAAUGUAUCCACAUUGGGCUCCUCCAGACUGGUUUGGGUUUCUUUGGAGUUGUAUGCUGCAACGUAUGUAAUACACUAGUCCCAGGUCAGGUUACAAUAAUGCGAUUAUGGCACAACAAAAGCCAGACAACUCCCCACCCACCAAUUUCAGCAGGAAGCUCUGGUACCUGUACCCAUUGGAAAUGUCCAUCUUGAAAUGUUUGCAGGUGCAAACGGUAUUGAAAGCGGAAUCAUGUAGAACUGCCCUGAUGCCAAUGUGAGCAAAGCGCAUCAUAAAUGCAAACUAGAAAGGGCUUUUGGGGGAGCUCCAUUGUGUGAUGGCUAAAUAGAUAAACAAAACAAAUCUGAACUGCUGUCCUUAGAGGACAACAAUAGUAUUUAUUUAUUUAUUUAUUUAGGCAGGCAUGCAUGCAACUUGCGGUGUUCUGUUCUGUUUUGUUUAAUUGGUGUUAGUGCCUGAUCACUGCCAGUGUGUCAGCAGAGAGCAGUGGUGGAGGCUUAAUUUAUCUCUCCCUAUUGGGGGUGGGGGGAGGUUAGAGAAAGGUUCACUUUCUAGCUAGAGUAUUCUCCUGUGGCUGGGGAAGGGAUUGCCAUGCUCCAGGUGGAAGACUGCAGGCCAGUGACUCCUUUUCUCCUUCUCUCUCUUCCUUUGCUUGGUCUCUCUUCAGAUGAUGUAUUUUUGCUGCCAACCAGAGACAAGCGCAACCCUUUGCUGUAUGCUGUUUUCACCACCUCCAGGUAAGGAUAAUGGUGGUUUCCUCCACUUUCAGCCGGGUUUCCUUUUCCCAAGAGGCUGUAAAGGUAAUGUCUGACCUUCUGGGAAAUGUCCCCCCAGACAUAUUGGAGGGUGUGGGGUGGAGACACCAUUCACCUGGUUAUUCCUACCCUAAUGCUUCUCUGUGGUCUGCUCCCACAGCACCGUCUUCAAGGGCUCUGCUGUCUGUGUCUACCAUAUGAGUGACAUCCGCAGAGCCUUCUUGGGACCUUUUGCUCACAAGGAAGGGCCAAACUAUCAGUGGGUAUCCUACCAAGGCCGGGUCCCUUACCCCCGCCCAGGAAUGGUACGUGCCUUGGACUUGGGGUGAUGAAAUGAAGCAAGGUUCAAACUACUUAGAAACCAUUUGGCAGGCAAGCGGUAUAUAGAAUUCAAUAGUAAUGAUAAUAAUAAAAAAUAACAAGGGUGCUUGUUGAUGUAGAGAUGUGGGAACACCCAGAACAAUAUGUUUGGAGAGCUCUUGGCUAGAUGGAGAGAAGAGCGGGUUGAAAUGAGGAAAUGGGCUGGGGGAGGAUGGGGAUUUCUGGGCCAGGAUUGUGGGGUACUGACAGUAUUCUAUGAAACUUCAGGGCUUCAGAAAACUAAGGAAAUUAGGGCAUUACCAGAGCUGCCUGGAAAGGUAGUGGGGGAUUAAAGGUAGGGUGUGAUUGGACUGGAAAGGGAGUUACGUGGGGUGCAUGGAGGUCUGUGAUGUGGUGUUUCUAGGAGUAGAUGGUUUUUACAUGCCUGGGCCUUCAACUCUGUCUCUCUCUCUCUUUCUCCCUCUCUGUCUCCCUCUCUCCUUCUCUCCCUCUCCCCUUCAGUGUCCCAGCAAAACCUUUGGCACAUUUAGUUCCACCAAGGAUUUCCCCGAUGAUGUGAUUCAGUUUGCUCGCAACCACCCGUUAAUGUACAACUCAGUGUUGCCACAUGGCCAGCGACCCAUCUUCCUGCAGACCAACGUGGGCUACACCUUCACCCGCAUCGCAGUAGACCGAGUGGCUGCUGCUGACGGCCACUAUGACGUCCUCUUCAUUGGCACAGGUGUGUCUGCACGCCUCCCCUUCUGAUAUGCCUUCCAAGUUCCCUUCUGCUUCUUAAAACAGCAUGCUAGGAUGCCCACAGUUCAAGGGUCAAAAUGUGCAUUCUGGCGACCAACUCUAGGUAACCCUUAGCUCACUCCUUGUAGAGCACUCCCUCCAGAUGUGUAUGUAGGGCAGCAGUAAGGCACCUCAGGCCCUCUAGGUAUCUCUACACAGCCCUCAGGACUUUUCCCUGGCCUACUUCUUGCCCUGCUUGAGUUCUUUUCCCUGACUGGAAUAUAUCCUUGAGCGGUGAUAAUUUACAAUAGAAGAUGAUGUGGCUACACAGGCAUGGUUCAAUUUAGGGCCUCCUUUGGCUGCUGUUAACUUUAAAAUGUGUGUGCAUACACACAGAGGAGAUGCUGUUCAUUGAUCUCCCGCCUUGUUUCUAAUUGCACAGUCACUGUGUGUAGUGAAACGUUAUAUGCUUUCAGCUAGAACCCUAGUCCUGUUGCCUUUGCCUCCCCCAAUCCUGUUGGCCACAUUCCCGCUUUCAGCUGGUGCACUGAAAGCUUUGAUUUAGCAUAAGAUCAAAGGAGACUGGAAACAAGAUCCCUAAAGGGACCAGCUUAAGUGCCCCAAAUCCUUGGAAACUUGGCACAUUUUGUUGACCUCAUCUCUUUUGUAUGAACCAAAUUGCCUGGCUUUCAGCUCUUCUUGCAUGGCGUCUCUGUGGCUUUGAGAAAUCUUUCCAGGGGGAGGCAAAUAACAGUUCUACAGAGCUACCUUUGGAACUUGGGAAGCAUCUGCCUGCCCGCCUGCAAAUCCCCCUUUUGUUGUGCUAAAUUGUCCCACUUGCCUGGCAGACAUUGGCACUGUCCUGAAGGUCGUCUCUGUGCCCAAGGAGAGCUGGCAAAACAUGGAGGAGCUGCUGCUGGAGGAGCUGCAGGUGUUUAAGGUGAGUGUGAGCGAAAGGGGAAGGCUGCCUUAGCUGAAGCCAAGCACAACUGUGCAAUGAAAGGACUGUGAUGUCCACUCAGGGGCUCCAUCUGGCCUAAACAUUUCAGAGUUUUCCCUGAAUGCUACAGAAGCUUAGAAUGUGAUUUGGCACUCAUGUCCUGCUUGCAGGUUUCCUGUAGUUUGGCCACUGUGAGAACAGGAUGCUGGACUAGGUGGGCCUUUGCUCUGACCCAGUAGGGUUCUUCUUAUGCCCGUCUUGUAUAAAACUCUGAUGGUGGCCACAGUCUUCAGGGCUUCACUUGAGAAACAGAGACAGUAACCUGGGUGCCGUGGGAAAGUGCUUGGAUUCCUGAUUGCAUAGGAGCAAUCCUUAAGAAGAAGAACUGGGAUACUGAUUGCCUGUCACCAACUCGGUCACACCGCAAUUCCUUUUUCUCAUUGGCAGGACUCCUCUCCAGUUACAAGCAUGCAGAUCUCCUCCAAGCGGGUACGUCGUGCAGCAGAAGAGCUUUGGGGGAGCCAUGGCGUGGGAAUGUGAAGAGGGAGGCAAUGCAGAGAUGACUUCUGCAUUACAGUUGGGGAGAGAGCUCAGCAGUGGGAGAUUAUCUGAACAGAGCCUGGUAUUCAUACAGAUAGAUGCUUCCAAGUAAGAGAGUCUAUCAGAGGUCCUCUGAUGAUGAGGCUGUCCCACCUCCUUCAAGACACCCUGUCCCAUCCAUCUGCCCUGUGGUUGGUUUAAGUAGGGUUGCCACAUGUCCAGAUUUUCCCAGACAUAUCCGGAAUACUGCAGUCGGCAGCAGUGUCCGGAUGGAAAUCGAUAAAAUGUCCAGGAAAAUCUGAAUAUAUGGCAGCCGAUGUCAGCAGUGCUGCCGUUUUUCUAUUUCAGUUCUCUUCCUUCCAUCAACAAGUGUCAGGCCACUCUAGAUUUCUCCAUGGUCAAGCUAGCAGUUCUCAUGCUUUUCCAGUGAGAGCUCUGGGCUUCUUUCUCUCUGGGAAAGCCUCAUACCCACCUCUUUUGGACUGUGGUGUCAGAGAGGCCAGAAUCAGGUGUAAUACUAAGGCAAGCAGCAGAAGACAUUGACUUGGCCUUAAUAGGACUGUGUGGCUUUGUCUCCUAACAGCAACAGCUCUACAUUGGCUCCAGGACUUCUGUUUCCCAGCUGCCCUUGCACCGCUGUGGGAUCUAUGGCAAAGCUUGUGCUGAAUGCUGCCUGGCUAGAGAUCCAUACUGUGCCUGGGAUGGGACUACCUGCACUCGCUACAUGCACAACACCAAAAGGUAUGGUAUGACUGCGGGGCUUUCUUGAGGGCAGAGUGGGGCAGAGAGUGAUAAUGGAGCCUGCCUGUUGUCUCUUGGGCCACCUACCCUCUUGCUGCCAGCCAGCUGUGAUCUGGUUUGGUGGGAGAUUUCCCCCCCCAUCUCUUGUUGGCUUGCCUCGAGCAGUGCCCAAAGGGACACAGACCUACAUCCUGACAGCAUCCCCGUAUGCAGUCUUGGCAUGGCCACUGUCCACUCUUGCCUGCUUAAGAGCCUGCUUCUCCUCUGAGGCCAUAGGACAGAUGCUGCUGAUACCAAGAUGUGGGAAGGAAAUAGCUCCCGGCCACUACAUUCAGCUGGAUCUGUCUAUCCAGGAGCGGUACUCUCCAGGUUGCCCAGGAUGUGCACUGUAGGAUGUCAGUUCUAAGAUGUUGUGACUAGAACCCAAGCAGGACAAGAGCAAUCUUGCUACACAGCCCCUCUGAGGAGAACAUUUGUCUCCAGGGAAGCCACACAUCCCAGCCCACCUCAAAAGUAACUGUAUUUUUCGCUCUAUAGGACGCACUGGACCAUAGGACGCACCGGACCAUAGGAGGGGGAGAACAGGGGGAAAAAUUAUCCCCCUCUCUGCUUAGCGCCCCUUCAGCGAAGCAGCAGGAGAAACGGAGCCCCUUCCAUUUCUCCUCCCGCUUUGCUGAAGGGGCGCUGUGCAGCUCUCCCUCUCUGCUGAAGCCAGGAGAGUCUUGCUCUCCCGGCUUCAACAAAAGGAACCCAAAGCCUUCGGAGCACAGCGUGAGCAAAAGGAACCCAAAGCCUUCGGAGCACAGUGGAGAGCGAGACGGGUCGGUGCGCACAGACCCCUCUCGCUCUCCAGGCUUCAGCGAAAGCUACGCGAAGCCUCUGGAGCGCGGAGGGAGCGCUCCCUCUGCGCUUCGGAGGCUUUGCGUUGCUAUCGCUGAAGCCAAGUAGCCUGCAUUCGCUCCAUAGGACGCACACACAUUUCCCCUUAAUUUUUGGAGGGGAAAAAGUACGUCCUAUAGAGCGAAAAAUACGGUACAACACACACUGCUUUUGAUCCUGAUCAACCUUUCUGUGCUCUCUCACUCUCCCUCUUCUUGCAGGCGGUUCCGGCGUCAGGAUGUGCGAAAUGGGGAUCCCAAUGUGCUCUGCUUUGGAGGUGAGUGCACUUGGACCCUACACUCUGCAUCAUUCAUGCCCAAUUUGGUGUGUCCACCAUCACCAACAAUGUAAGACGUAGCAUGGCCUCAGGCUACUGCACUGAAUUAGUUCUAGAUGCAGUGGAACGUGUGCCUUCCCACCCUCAGCACAUAUGCACGCAUGUACUCUCUUCUCUCACACCUGGCGUACAAUACUGAAUGCCAGAACCAGAGGAGCACUGAGAAAACAUGAAUUCUGCUCAGUGCCCUACUAUCCUGUCCCCACGAUUAAAAAAGAAAAAGAAACGGCGCACUCAGCAGCAAGUGUUCCUCAACUUUCAAAUUACUGCAUGGAAAGGGAAUUGGACCCUAGAAGAAACUAAAUUCACACUCAUUCAUUUAUCCAAAAUACACUGAGCACAGCUGCACAUACAAUCUUUCUUUCAUUACAACUGUCUUCAGAGCUUAGUUGCUCACUUAAGAAUAGAUUCUGUUAAAUAUAGCCAGGACAGCAUCCUGGAUCCAUAGAUUGUUCCCUCAAAACGCACCCCAUUUUGUAGCCAGCUUGGACUUCUGUUUAGAUUUCUUCAUGCCUUGCUUCAGCUCUGGCCUCAGCACAUCCCUGUGUGUUCGUUGUCCUGCCCAUAUCUCUGUGCUGAGAUUAACAGAUGACCGUAUUGAGCUCUCACAACUUCUGUGCAGAUCCCCAGCGAAGCAGCGUCCCAGAAAAGAAGUUAUAUGGAGUGGAAGGCAGCAGCGCUUUCCUGGAGUGCCUCCCUAAGUCACUGCAGGCCCAGGUUGUGUGGACGUACCAGAAAAGCAGCAGCGCCCCCCGGAAGGAGGUAGGAGCUUGGCUGCUGUGUGCACCUAGACCAGGGGCACCAAACGUUUUAGGCCAGUAGGCACAUUUUGAAUUUGGUUGUGGGUUCCAGUCACAAAACAGCUGCUGCCAUUGAUGGCAAAAGACAUGCACAUUGCCACUGCCACACACAAUCACAUAGAGAAGCUCUUUGUACUUCUCCUCUGUUCAGAGUGGAAGGAAGGGUGUCCUAUCCUGGCAUCCAACGAAAGGUGCCUGCCCAUGUUUAAGAGGCGUAUUCCACGUAGGAGUGGCUGAGCCAGUGCAAACAGGAACUAAGCAGGGAAAAACAAACAGCCUCUCAUGCAUUGUGGAAUUUUGAGCAGAUCUUUGCCGAAAACUUUCGCGGGUAUCAUAGGAGGGUACCAUCAGGAACACCCUGGCACCUGGGAGUGCUAUGUUGGUGACCCCUGAUACAGAAAUAUAAGAGAGAAUGAGAAACAAAGCUGGCAGAAUCUAGAGUGGCUGGGGAAACCCAGCCAGAUGGGUGGGGUAGAAAUAUUAAAAUUAUUAUUAGUAGUAGUAGUAGUAGUUUUACUUUCUCAAGCUACCUCAGCCUCCCUUUGGUUCUAAACCUCCUGGUAUCAUAAGUAUCUUUUUUGCCUCUGUGAUUCUAUGAAUUCUGUAAUCAUUCAAUCAAUCAGUUAAUUAAUAAGGCAGGCACGCUGGCCUCCACUUCUGCACAUUCCCUUCAGCAGAUUCUUCCUCCUUCAGUGCAGGCCCCACUGCUUAUAGCAGGGACCUGUCUCCAAGCAGAUACCUAGGAUUUGUUUAAUUAAUUUAUUUAACCAUUUAUAUGCCUGUAAAGGUAAAGGUAAAGGUACCCCUGCCCGUACGGGCCAGUCGUGUCUGACUCUAGGGUUGUGCGCCCAUCUCACUUAAGAGGCCGGGAGCCAGCGCUGUCCGGAGACACUUCCGGGUCACGUGGUCAGCGUGACGAAGCUGCCGCUGGUGAGCUAGCACCAGCGCCGCACACGGAAACGCCGUUUACCUUCCCGCUAGAAAGCGGUACCUAUUUAUCUACUUGCACUUAGGGGUGCUUUUGAACUGCUAGGUGGGCAGGAGCUGGGACCGAAAGACAGGAGCUCACCCCGCCGCGGGGAUUCGAACCGCCGACCAUGCGAUCGGCAAGCCCUAGGCGCUGAGGUUUUACCCACAGCGCCACCCGCGUCCAUUAUAUACCUGUGGAUCACAGUAAAACAUCAGCCCUGACCACUGGUCCUGUUAGCUAGGGAUGAUGGGAGUUGUAGUCCCAAAACAUCUGGAGGGCCAAGUUUGGCCAUGCCUGCAAGUGGUUUGCAAGAAAUAUUUUAAUUAUCAGAGAGUUUUGAAACAAUUACAAACAUUUAAAAACAGUUAGAAUUAACAUUAAAGGCAAUUAAAAUAUGCAAGCAUCUGUGUGUCUUACUGUUGAUGGGGCCAUCCUCCCUUCUGGUUCUUGAAUCAUUAUUCCUGCCUGUCCCAUCUCAAUUCCUCACCCCUACUGAUGACCUCUCACCAAUGCUAUCCCUUUUCUCUGGCCUUACUAACCUGCAGGUGCUGUUGGAUGACCGGGUCAUCAAGAUGGAGCGGGGGAUCCUGUUGCGCAACGUGCAGCGCAAAGAUGCUGGCCUCUACCACUGCCACGCCACGGAGCACGGCUUUACCCAGAGUUUGCUGCACCUCCAGCUUGAAGUGAUCCAUGCCCAGCAAGCCGACUUGCUCUCCGUCUCCCGGGAAGAGGAGCCUGCGCAGCCCUUCCACCGCAAGCUCUGGUACCAAGAUUUCUUGCAGCUGGUGGACCACCCCAACCUCAGUACCAUGGACCAGGUAUGUGAGCAGCUGUGGAGCCGCAAGAGCCACCAGCCGAAGAAGAAGCCGCCACUACCCCCUCCGCUCAGCGUCAAGGCCAAGAGCCACAAGUGGAAGCAACUGGAGGACAAGCGGAAAGGCCGCAGCCGGAGAACACACGAAGUGCCCCGUGCGGAGAGGGGGCCCCGGAGCACUGACAUCUGGUGACCUGCAUGGAGUGCAGCUGGACAACCAACCUCUAUGCUGGGGAGCAGGGUGGGCGUGUAGGGAAAGGGGUGGGAGAGAGGAUGCCGGACCAUGGUUUGGUGGAGAGGGCUUCCUUUCCAUCCUCCUGGCGGCCGCUUCAUACGUAGUUUGUAGGGGGGGUGUUGUCAUCAUAGCAACUUAGCUGCCAUUCUUCAGAACUUGGUGCGAAGCAACAGAACCCGACAGGAGAGGGUGGCUUCUGUAGCCCUCGCCUCUUCCGUAACAUACAACCAAAGAUGGUGGCAGCAGUCUCGAGGGACCAAAGGAACCAAGUUAUUAUGAUAUUCUGCGCAGUGGGAAGUAAACCAGACAGGAUACGCCAGGAGUUGUGGUCCCCUUUUUCUUACCCUCAAGGAUCUGCUGACUGUCAAGAUGUAAUUCUGGGGCUGAGGAGCCUUCUAGCUCUGGAGCGUCUGUUCAUGCUCAGAAUCUUCCUCUGAAGAGGACAGUCCCCCGACGCAUCCCUCUGUCUUGAUAGGCAGGGUGCCUACCCCGUUUCCUCUCGCUUCCAUAACCAAACCAACUUGCCUUGUGCGCAUAAGUGUAGCAAUGUGCUCUCCCCCUCCAGAGACACUACAGAACCACUGAUGUAUUUAUUAACAGAUUGUUAACUGAUGAAUGUAAAUCCACCACCAGGUGGCCCACCAGCAUUUAGCCUCCCACUGAAGGGACAGGGCUCCUGUUGCCCAAAGGAUUGUGGGUACACUUCUGAAAUGUUUUGGAUGUGCAUGUGGCAAUGAUGAUGGUAACAGAGAUGAGGAACCGUGGCAUAUCUCCUACGUUCUCAGAUCUAUAUUUUAUAUGGCCCUUAGGGGAUUCUUCAUCAGACUGAGACCCCCUCAAGUGGCAGGGCCGUAACAGAAAGGCAGUUAACACACUGGUAAAAUAUUGAAGUUGAGGCCCUGUCAUGACACAAGGAUGUUUGUAGGGUCAUGUUGAGCAGUGGAGGUGUCUGUCUGUCCUUUCUUUGAAGGUUAUUGCCAGAAGAAUGAUGGCCAACCAAGGUUUGUUCCCUGCUUUGGUCUGCUCUGGGGCCCAAGUCACCAGCCACAACCCAUCAGGAGCAAUAUCUAAAAGAGUAGCCCAGACCUCCCCUUCUCAAUCUGUUUUGGGCCAUAUCUUCCACCUUCUCUUGGCCAUGUUGACUGGGGGUGAUGGGAGUUGUAGUCUAAACCAUUUGUAGGGCACCAUCUUGGGAAAGCCUUGGCUAGACCAAAUGAGGACACUCAUUUUGAAUUCUUCAUUUUGGGAGUGCCUUGUGAGGCACCUCUGUGGAGUGCCCAGAAAGGUGUAGUCAUGCAGAUGAAGCUCAUCUGUCCCUUAGAUAUGCUGGGGAGGUGCUGAUCUCUGUGUUGCUUCCUGUUCUGUAGAAAAACAGGAGGUUUCAGUCUGAAGGGAGGUGGAGGUGUUGGCCUGAUAGAGGUAAUGCAGUCUUGUCUUGGAUUAUGAUUUGGGCGGCAAGGGUCUGAGAUAGAUAGAUCUGCUCUGAUUUAAGAUAUAUAAGCUGUUUCUGUGGUGUCUGAAACAUUAGAAAGGGGUGAUAUCAGCACUACCUAGUCAAGCUGAAAGUCGCUGUCCAAUGAAACAGAAAGUGAGACUGGAGCCCACCAUCUUCAAGAACAGAGUAGAACCAAUGGUUAGUUAUUAAAUUCACAGUUCACAUCCAGUAAAAGGAAACCUGGCUUACAGAGUUCUCAACAGCCUGUUCUGUACCAUUUUUUUAGUGCAAACUGCCCCUAAAUGGUCCUGCCAGUGAGGAAUUUUACAGCUUCUUUAAAAAAAAAUCAUUGUUUUGCCUUUUAUUUCCCUUUACUUUUAGAGUAGCCUACUGCCAUGGCACCAGGUUGUCCCUUUUGCCUAUGUAGGGUAAAAACUUUCUCUAUAAUACAUGGACGUUAGAACUAAUCAGAGAUAUUUUACAAAUAGAUUCUGCUACAUUGUCAUUCUACUUAGGGUUGCCAUAUGUCCUCCUUUUCCAGGAAACAUCCUCUUUUUCAUGGCUGUGUAAAAUGAGUGUCGUCACAGUGAUCCAUAGUUAAAAGGUGAAGUCGGCAAAUGUGUCCUCUUUUUUGCUCUUCAGAAUAUGGCAGCCCUAUCUACACCUCCCUCCCCACUUUACCAGGCAAAAUUGCUGAUUUAAAUUGGAACCAAUAUCCCACAUGUACAGGUCUUUUAAGGUUGUUUUAAGAACACUUUUUGCAGUAUUGUAAGCUACACCACAGACUGUGUGGAGCUGUGUGGUGAGGGAUAAAUGGCAAAGGAGAAGCAAAUCAAGCUUAUCACAUGAUUCCAGAGUCUUUGGUCUACCCAAAAAUGGACUUGGAAAUGUAGUUUUCAGAGAGCGCAGAGAAAAUGACAAUUCCUGGCAUGCCUGGCACCAGGCUCAGAGUGAUAGCAGCACCAAUACCAUGUGCUGAAGGAAGGAGGAGAGACCUACCCCCCUCGUCACUACCAGAGCUGCAGAAGCAGCAGCGAGGUUGACACUUCUGUGAAUGAGAGAAUUUGAAGGCUCAGCCGGGGGAUAGGUUAGGGGAGGGAUUUGACCAUGUUGGGCCUUCAGCUGGGAGCUGUCUGUGGACAAACGGCCUGAAAAGCGAGAUGAACGCCACACCCCAUAAUCACCUUUGACCAGACUUAACCAUCCAGGAGUCCUUUACCUUUUACCUCCCCCCCCCCAACUUAGGGUGUCUAAGUGUAGUCAUAAUAAGCUAGUAGCAUAAGAACAGAAGAACAAUCCUGCUGGAUCAGGCCAGUAGCCCACCUAGUCCAGCAUCCUUUUCUCACAGUGGCCCACCAAAUGUCUGUGGGAAGUCUGCAAGUUGGACCUGAAAUCAACAGCACUUUCCCCAUUUGUUAUGCAGUGGGGGCAGCUACUUUUAAACCUAGAUUAUUUCCCUAGUUAAAAGCAUCAAUCACCAUCCUGAAACACUGUGGAUGAAACCCAGCUAUUUGGCAGGUAUAACUUUUUGUUCCCCACUCCUUCCAUUUGUUUCCUCUCUUCCCGUGUCUGGGAGGAAAAGAUAUAUUGAUCAUGAAAACCCCCAUUUGGAACCUCAGCAUUUUGGCCAUUAAGGUUUCCAUACUGAAGAAAGAGGCAUCGGACUAACGUCCUUGGCAACUAAUUAUUGUUUUACCUUAUGUAUCUUAUCUGUUGAACCUAUGAUAAAUUCUAAAGGAAAUAGUAGCAGCGAAAAUAAGUGUGCAGAGUUGCUGGACGCUAGGCAUAGAUGUCAGCCAAGGUGGCCUGUGGUGAGUUAACCCAGCCUCAAUAGCGACUGGGUCUACUUUUAAGACAUGCAGCAAGAGUGCUGGAUCCAGUGUGGUUGGAAUAUAUUAACACAAUAAAGCAGUUUUAACUUUG
Messenger RNA from Podarcis lilfordi (Lilford's wall lizard), 54413 nucleotides. Lineage: Eukaryota; Metazoa; Chordata; Lepidosauria; Squamata; Lacertidae. The record is from the annotation of a GenBank genome assembly.